Spirometra erinaceieuropaei is the source of this 48989-nucleotide messenger RNA. The record is from the annotation of a GenBank genome assembly. NCBI's taxonomy places the organism in Eukaryota, Metazoa, Platyhelminthes, Cestoda, Diphyllobothriidea, Diphyllobothriidae.
AUGUCUAAUAGAAGCUCUGAACUUUAUGCAGUACGAAUCUCGACGCUCUUAACCUCAGUUCAUAAAUGUAGUGUCUCGAAAUAAAACUCGCUAAAUUUAUUUGAAUGGUUAUUUGUGUAACCCACUAUAUAGGACAGCAAGGAAGGAAUUCUAGGGAAUUAAUUCAGAUCUCUAAAUCUUAUUCAUGAACGAGAUUGUGCUCCGUCAUUCCAAAUAGCGUAUGAAGGAAGCUGAAGUCUUGCUUUACAUAUCAUCGUUAGACCUCUUGACGCAGAAAGUGCUUGGAAGGAAAUUUAUCUCGGUUUGAGUAAAGUAUGCGGGCUCUACUUUUGGAACAAAUAUUAUAUGAUAAGAAUAUCGUUUUCCUGAAGGUAACGCAGGUCCUUCGCCAAUUAACUGUCAUGCGUAUGUAUUUGCAAACGUUCUCUCAAUUAGUUACUCUGUAUGAAAAAAUAUUAGUCUAUGUUUCGAAUAUCUGUCACGGUAUCAAAUUGCAUCCUGGACUGAACUUUGGUUGAGAUAUCUGAAGUUAACUGAAUGCCAUUCCGAUUCCCUUGGACCCAAGAAGCUUCAAAAUGGAAUAUUAUUGCCAAGCUUUCUAGCAAAGAACAUAAUGACAAAUGACUUAUGUUUCCGUUUCUGAGUUUCCAUUUGAAUCUUUGAUGUUCAUACAUGCAUUAGCUGACCGGCUCCGUUACCCUCUUUUUCUCAUUCUUUUUUUUCUCAGUUAGAAGAGGAGCUGAAGGCAUGCAAAAGAGACUUAGAAGACAAGGAAAAACUAAUUUUGGAACUCACGAGGCAAGUUUAUUUUAUCACAAACAUCAGUUGGUGCCACAGCAUGGACGUAAAGUCUCUCAAGAGGUCUCAAAGAAAAGGGGCGUCGACUAUCUACACACCCAUGUCAGAUGAGGCCGUCCAUCUAAAGAGAGAUGAACUUGCAGGUCUUCAGGCCAAAGUUGGCAAUCUUUGCUCAAAAGUUUAUUUCGUUUCCAUCCGCAUUCCAGCUUCAAUUUUAGACCCUUGAUCAGGAAAACGAAAUAAAAAUGCUUGGCCUUAAGCUACACAACGCUAACAAGGAGAAGACGCGUAUCGCCGAACAAUUGGAAGUCGUAAGGAAGCAGGAUGAAACAAAGUCCAAACUUCUCGAAGAAAAGCAGUCACUGUUUUUGACAGCCGAAAAUGAGGCUCGAAAUUUCAAGACGAGGAUUGGCCAACUUACCGACGAGUUACAGGCUACGCAUAAACAAGUAGAAUGUCAAAAAACACGAAUAGAGUGAGCUCUCAUGUUUUAUUGGUAGUUUAUUUUAACCCGAUUUUUUAUUAUAUUUUUUCAGAUACUAGUUUUUUGCUAUAAAACCUCUUCAUUUUGCAUGAUGUUCCGAAUUUUACUCGAUAGAAUAUAGAGUUUGCCUUAGAGAAACAAAAUCAAUGAGAAAAAUAAACUCUGGCACAUUCGACUGCAGCUGACUUGUAAUUUGCUCAUCUAUCUGAUAUACCUGUGAAAAACGCAUUUAUCCACUGUGCGUUUACUCCACUUACUUAUUUUAGCUCCUUUGAAAUAUCUUAGGUUUUGCAUGACAGUUGUUGUGUGUACAGAAUCUUAGCCUGCAAUUGUGUUUGCUGCCGUGACAAAUAGCCUUUUGCUUAUAUUGAAUUGGAUUAUCUGCUUAUAAGAGAUCUAGAUGCUUUUUUAAGUUUAUCUUAGAUGUUAUUUUGCUUUUGAGUAAAGACGACUCGCCGUAGAGAAGGAGGAGGCAUUGUCGACGUUAAAAACAUGCGAGGAAGGCAUACAGAGCAUCGCUGAAUGGAUGUACGGCCUAGUAUACUCAACACGUAAGGUUGCCUUUGCCGACUCCGUGAGGUUUUCAUGUGAUGAUAUCGAGGAAUUGAAAGUUAAGGUAAACCAACGAUGUCAACUUACGCGUAUAAAGCAUUUUUAUAAGUUUAUUUCGUUGCUGCAUUCAGAGAGAAACAAUGGGACAGAUAUUUUAACAUGUUUUCAUAUAAGACCAAAAUUUAUAUUCUUCUCCUGCUCUAAUCCAUACAACGUCUUCGGCGAUGUCAUACAACCAAAUUUAAUCUUAGAAAAUUGUUGAAAACGAAUUAUUUCCCCAAGACAAUUUAUUUUAGAAAGCUCCAAUAACGUAUGAAAUAUUUAAGAGUUGAAAUUUAGUAGCUGGCCGGUCUCUUGAGACAAAUCAUGCGUUUAGCACGCUCCGUGACCGUUAAUUCAAAUAAAGGUUUUCCUCUGCAUGAAAGCCCUUAAAUGGCCUUAGAGUUUGGAGUUUCAUUAAAAAACCACACGGUAACCCUCCCACAACUAUCUAAAUGCACGUUCCUCUAUGCCAUAUACACUGCCUUUUUGACAAUUCAUAAUACAAAGUUACUAGGAACGUCCAAGCUCAGUCAUUGUUGUUGAGUUCCAACUAAGAAGGAACUUUUAAGCAUGCGCAAUAAAUUUGCAUUUUACAGGUAAAUAAUGCUCAUAAAUCUUUUCUGUUGCAAACGCGAAUUUUUCUAAUUAUGAUCAGAACAAUUUGGAGGAGAGGUAGAUUUUUACGUAUAAUGCUGACAUACUUGUUAUAGAUCGUUACCCCAAAAUAAUCCUUUUAAUUUACUUACUUAUCGUUAAAGAUGGUAAUUUUGGCUUCAUUUCUGCUUAAUGAACAUUUUGAGCGCUCCAUUGUCUUAACGCAUAGCAUUAAUUCAGACCUACGCUGAUGUCCCAAGUUGCGUUCAAGAAACCCUACUUUGUUCGAUAAUGUGUUCAGUGCAGUGUACACAGGUCAGCAAGCCCUGUUUGUCGAAUAUUGAGAAUCGCUAUUCUUAGACGGAUUUUAAGAUCAGGCCGGGAGAGACUGAGUUGACCAGGUAUUGGAGCAACAGCUAAACAAGACUAAAGGCCAUUAACACAGCUGUGGUAGAAGCGAUGAGGCAUCGCAAAUGGCAAGGGGAACAUGAAGCGGUGAACAAGCAUCGAAGUGUCAAGAUUUGCAGUCAAAUAUCAGCACUGCAAUCAACUAUCUGCAGAUCCCGUUAUCUUACUCAUAACAAGGUAUGAAUUAUUUGCCAGAGUUUUAUGUUUGUCAACUUCUUAACUACGACUGUAUCUCAGUGGAAUAAUCUCUUUCGUGCUCAAAAUUAACAAUCACCAAAUGCAAAUCCAGGUAAUAGUCACUUAAAGAAAAACAAGGUCAAACUUUCGGUCAUUGAUCCUUUUUAUGUUCGUGGAUAUCAGACAAACGUGUGCAUUGAAGCUCACUUUAGGUCACUCUUUGUCUGUGCCCCAGACCUUUCUUAUGACUACAGAUAUUGGUAAACCACGGGCCACAAGAUAUCAAGCUACUGUGUAAAUUUGCAGUUAUUAUUAUCGUAAUGUGUGCUUUUAUGCAUGCUUAAUUAGCUGUCAACUAUUGUUUCCCAAUCGCGGGAAAGCGCGGCCCAAUUGGAUGAGCUAAAGGAUCUCCUGGCGGCUAGGGACAAACAGGUCGCCGAACUACGGAGGACAACAAACCGCCUCACAGAGGAGCUCCAACAGUUUAAAGAGGCCGACCGGGAGGCAGAAAAUGCCAUCGUGGUAAUGCCUUUGUAUUUGUCCUAACCUUUGCCUCCUUCCUUCAGAAGUGAUUAAAUCUGAGCGGUGUUAUAACCAGUUGAUGCCCACUACACAGGAUUUUGUUAUAAACCAUGUAGAAUUGUCCAUCAUUAAAGCCACCUGGAUUUCCAAAUAGUCGUAUAAGUCACGUUUGAUGAGAGGGCAAAGUUACGUGUUCAUAACCACCUCCAAAGCUGCACUGCCACAUAUAUAUGAAAACGAAUAUGCGAGUCCUCGGUUCAUGUUGCAAAGAAGGUGAACGCGCGAUCACUGGGACAGUACGGGCAUUAGUCCGGGUUCUUGCUCUUAUACAGAAGGCCAUCCUCAGAGACAGUGAGAAUGCGGCGUCAAAGGAGCAGUUUUGUAGUCAAACAAAGAAGGUGGAAUAUGAGUGCAGGGGGUGGUGUUCGCGAUAAGACUGCGUCCAUGCCGUCUUACGACGGUGUAAUUGCGUGUAUCCUCGGCUGGGAAUUGGGUCUUGCCUCUUUGCCGCGGGGGGGGAGCGCAUGAUAGCAGGGUGGUAUAUCAACGUGUCUGUUGAUGUGGUUGGUGGCAGACACCCGGGCCUCCAGCAGUUCUCGCUCCCUCUUAUUGCUGGCUCUCGCCAUUACCCACGUGUUCGCGAAGUUGAAUUCGAAGGCGACUUUCUUCAGCCCUUGUAAGGCUAGUUCGACCAAUAAGAACUUGCGUUUUGGCACCGGUACUUAGAUGACAAGUUCGUUAUAAUUGAAAGGAGUAGACUAGCAGACUUUCAAGACCUUCUUAUCGGCAUCUUCCUCGACAUUCAGUUCAUAAGGGAAGAACAGAAUCCCCCUUCGUGGCUGGACUACAAAACUGAUCAUUUGAUGCCGCAUUCUCACUGUCUCUGAGGAUGGCCUUCUGUACAAGACCGAGAGCUUCGAGUAAUUCCUGCACUGUCCCAAUGAUCGCGCGUUCAUCUUCUUUGCAACAUAUGUAUAUAUAAUGAUAGAGGUGUGCUCACCCAUCGUGUUAUAGCACUUAAUCCCUCCGUUAUGCCUUAGAACGUUUUCUCGGGUACAACCAGCAGGCGCACAGCGGCGUAUAAUGCAGGCAGAAUGGCAUUAUGGACAACGACAGGGGAGAUUGGAAUGGUUGUUUCUGACCUAUCAGCCAUCGUCAGCCAGCCAUGACCAACCCGGAGGUAUAUAACACCUGGGAAUCGAGCCGAGGGAAAGGCGAAAUAAGACUGACGCGCAUUGGCGAAGGCUUCAGUCAACUACAAAAUCACUUGUUCGACACGGCUUCAUAGUUGACUGUUUUUGUACAUAACCCAGAAAUAUGACGACGAGCUGAGGAACCAGUCUCGAAAAUUUACGCAAUAAGGACAGACAACGACAAACAGACAGCUGAUGCGUGAGAGGGGGGUGGGCACCGAGUUAUGGUAGGCUGUGGGGCAGGGGGGAGGGAAGAGAGAACCAUUAGGGCUCCCUGUGUUGGAGGUGGAGAACGCGCGGGGGGAUUGCGAAUCAGUGGGAAUGCGGGCGGCUGGUCACUGAUGCGGGAUGAGGUCAGGGGACAAUGCGCCGGCGUUGGAGGUGUUAGGGACGUUUCGGUUGUUGUUCACCGUGUCGCAAGGGGGGGGGGGGCGGAAUGGCGGAACAGCAUACGUCUAUGUGGCCGAGUGGGGGUUAGCAGUUGUUGAGGUGUGGGAACAAGACAGUGAGCGUAUACGUAAGCCCUCGUAGUGAGCGUCUAGAUCGACGUGGCGGCUGAUGCUGGUCGUGCCAGAAUGCCAAGCUUCGAGGAAUUCUCGAGCCUGUCUGGUGUUAGCCCUUGAAAUCACUUCAGUACCGUCCCAAUUGAAGUGGUGGUCACGCUCAAGGGCAUACGCAAACACGAGAAACAGAGGGUCACGUCGGCAGAGGGCUAACUUGUGCUCGUUAAUGCGAGUCCCAAGACAUCGGCCUGUGUGGCCAAUAAAAACACAAGGGCACUUGGCGCAUGCGAUACGGUAGAUGACGUUAGUUAUUUCUUCUUUGGGAACCGGGUCCUUUACUCGGCAUAAUGCCUCGCGUAGGGAGAUGCCAAAGUGUUUUACUUGUCGAGAGAGUGUUUCAGAAAUUCCCUGAAUUUACGGCAGUGAAUAGAAUUUCCGCGACACUCUAUCUCCAUUAGACUCGGGGUUGGUGGUUGUCUCUGGCGUCUGCGACAGUUCUUUACAUUCUGGCACGACCAGCAUCAGCCGCCACGUCGAUCUAGACGCUCACGACGAGGGCUUACGUAUACGCUCACUGUCUUGUUCCCACACCUCAACAACUGCUAACCCCCACUCGGCCACAUAGACGUAUGCUGUUCCGCCAUUCCGCCCCCCCCCCUUGCGACACGGUGAACAACAACCGAAACGUCCCUAACACCUCCAACGCCGGCGCAUUGUCCCCUGACCUCAUCCCGCAUCAGUGACCAGCCGCCCGCAUUCCCACUGAUUCGCAAUCCCCCCGCGUGUUCUCCACCUCCAACACAGGGAGCCCUAAUGGUUCUCUCUUCCCUCCCCCCUGCCCCACAGCCUACCAUAACUCGGUGCCCACCCCCCUCUCACGCAUCAGCUGUCUGUUUGUCGUUGUCUGUCCUGUCGCGCCAGCCGACCUAGUCUGCCGAUUUUCACUUUCCCCUAUGUUCAUUUCGUCUGACGACGGGUCGGUGUCACCGACUUGAAAACUUACGAGUACAACUAGAUUUUACGAAGAACCUUCUCUUUUUUAUUAUAUUAUCUUGGAAUGCACAGUACAUCCUUUACUCAAUAUAUAUAUUCCGAAUGACAUAUAUAACUGAGGUAAUGUUCAUUCCGAGAUGAUAUGACGAAGGGAGAAUGCUCCUCCGAAAAAUUUGAACUCACGAAUUGUCGAGUUUGUGCACAAAUGCAUUACGAGCCGCUCUGCGGCUGCUGGUUGGGCUCGAGAGAGAGCCCCAAAGCACAACGUCUAAGUACCGUACCACGAUGAUUAUGCGCUCUUCUUCCAUUAUUUGUAUGUUUUUUGAAGAAAUUGAGUUUCUUGGAAAAGAUAACAAAGUUUGUUUCAUAAAUUUUCGACUCUUGUUCUUCAGGCCGCCCUCAAACGUGAAGCAAGUGUGCCCAACAGUUAAAAUUUAAACAUGCUUAGAAAUUGAUAUUGCUCUUUCAUUCCUGCUAGUCGGCCUUUACUGUAGGCUGGCAUCCCGUUUUGAUUGGCCAUCGCCUCUUCCACUUUUCGUUAACAUUGUUGUACACGGCAUCGAGCAAAAAACUUACUACUGACAACAAAACUUACCGAACGGACUUGAAAUAUUUGCUCAAACUGUUUUCCAGAAUGGGUAUCCUAGAGAUAAUAUACAUCGAUGAAUGAGACGCAAGAAGUGGAAAGACAAAGACAAGGAACUAGACUGAUCCGAUCAAGCGCAAAAGCCAAGAAACAGGCGAACGCUUCUGUAUAUUAAGAAUGUGUCCGAACUGGUUGAAAGACACCGGGGCAAGCACCAAAUGCAGGUGACACACAAACCAAGGACUACACUUCACAACCGACUUGUGCAUCCCAAGGAUAGGAUUGAGUAUUUGAAAAAGAACGACUUCGUUUUUAAGAUACUAUGCGACAACUGUAAUGCAGUUUACUGUGGUCAAACGGGAAAAUGUGCCGCUACACGCAUACACGAACAUCCGUUGGCAGUAAAAAGACGAGACCACUUGUCUCAAGUUGCCUGCAUGCGCUGAAAGCUGGACCUAAAUUUGUUUGUGACAAAACUCGCAUUAUAGGUGUCUGCUCAUCCAAGAAAGGUCGACAAUUUUCGGAGGUCAUGCAUUCCGACAACUCGUGCAUCAAUUGGUCCAUCGAAAUAGGUGCCGUGUUCAAAAAUCUCAAUGAAAAUGGAAGAGCGAUAGCCAAUCAAAACAUGAUGCCAACCUACAGAAAAGGCUAACUAGCAGGAGUGACAGAGCAAUAUCAAUUUCUAAGCAUGUUUAAAUUUUAACUGAUUGGCACACUUGCUUCACGUUUGCGGGCGGCCUGAGGAACUAAAGUCGAAAAUUUAUGAAAUGAACUUUGUCAUCUUUUUCAAGAAACUCAUUUUCUUUAUUUUCUUCAUUUUCAUUUACUUCUUGGGAUGCCCGUUUUCCAAUUCAUAUAUAUAGCAGUGAGGAUGGAAGACAGAUUAUGCAGGCAGAUUAUUACAGCACUGUUUCGGGCUUAUUGGGCUUUCAUUCAGCCAACAAUAACUCUGACCAGCAGCUGUGGCCAGAAACACAAACAUGCGCACAGACACACCUGGCGGAGUUGGUUCACCACUUCAUCGAACCUAAGUUCAUCAGUUCCUCGCCACCUGUCAUUUUCUGCAGUCCCUCCUAGCUGGUUGCCUGUUCGUGACCUUUGCCACCCAUACGCACCUUGUUUACUUUGGGAAGCCAAUAACUCCGUGUGCGCCAAUCCCUGAUUGAAUAUAUAUGCAUGAUUAUGGUAUAUUUUGAAAUUCACGAAUCGCAUGAACCAUAAAUUGAAGUUGAACACGUUCUUUGUGAAAAGUAGGAGACCUUAUUCGGUAUAUUUUCGGUGGUUAUUCCCAGGUUGGCCUCAGGUGUUUACUAAAUAUUAACGGUUUUUCUUUAUUUACUGAACGGCGGACGACGAUCAAAGGAACAAAAGUCAAAAAUCUGCACAACAAAGUUUCCUACUUUUUACAAGGAACAUAUUUGGACGUGAGCAUUGAUGUAUAUAUAUUGGAAGGCAGGCAUUCCAUGAAAUAUGAUUUGAAGUUAAAAACGUCCUUUUGGAAAAAACAGAGAGAUUUGCAAGGCAAGUUUUCGACGCUUAUUCCACAGGUCAUCAUCAGACUUGAGUAAAUGUGCAAAAACAUUUAAAAUCUCAAACGGGCUGAAAAAGCAGUAUUCAUUUGGUGUUUGCGCUAGUAAGUGACUGCAGUGUACACACUUCACUCUGCGUUGAUUGGCUCUCGUCUCUUACACUUUUACCUGAGAUUUCCGUACAUGGCAUCUAAGUCAAUGUGCCGAUUGAUGCAUGAUUCAUCGGAGUGCAUAGCUUCAAGAAGAUCUCGGCCUUUUUUGGUGGGGCAAACUCCGGUGACGCGAGUGUAGUCCCUAUCUUCAGGCACCAGUUUUAAAACAAAAGAAUUCCCAUAAAAUGUUUUUUCCUCAUUUUAUAUUCUGUAAACCAUAACUUAGCUUACAAAAACACAAAAAGUCAGCAGAAAAAGACAUGGUAGAUAAAUGGAGAUCUUUCUCGAUUACGAUUUGAACAGAUGGCCCUAUGUGAAUUCGCGAUUCGCCAUAUUAUUUUUCGUUUUAAGGCGCACUAAAAUAUGAGUUUUAAAAUUCGUCCAGUCUCGCACUAACUUCCACAGAAACCGAAAAACUAAUUUCGUUUGCCCGAGCUAACCUAAGUCGCGGCUCAGUGGCAUGCUUAUGAGUGCCUAUGAGGUUUUUUGAAAAUCAGGCCAGAAGGCUAACAUGCAUGAAGAAUCACCGCAGGUUCAUCCUGCAUCCUAACAAUGCACCUCAAGACAGCUUCAUCAUUACUUUUGGAAUAAAUAUAUUUUUGAUACUGUCGUACUUGCUCAAACUCUUCUCUUGAAAUCCAUGUCUAUUUCCAUGCGUCAAAAAUAGUGGUUGCAUACUUAAUACUCAUGAUAAACGCCUUCUGGCUGCCAAGAGGUAAUUGGAAUUGCAGAUAGAUGGGAUUGUGAAGACUGCUUUGAUUACUAGAGUUCUCAGCUUCUAAGUGGACUGCAUGCGAAAGACAUUGUGUGGAAAAUUGUUUACCUACCUCUAGAAAAGUUCAGUAAGGAUAAGUCACUCCACUUUUUCGCGUUUAGAGAUUACGCAAUGUUCGAUCUCAUGCACUGAGCGGAUUUGCAAACUUAUCCUCCCACCACAUCUCGGUGACUGAUGAGGAGCGAUCAUGACGAGUUUAAGCAUCGCUAGUGCUCUUAGAUACUACCAGGUCUCAGUGCACACAUCUCUGAAUAUCUAGAAAACGCGUCUACACGACAUAGCAUUUUGGUUAAAGCUACCAGCAAUAUGCUGUCUGAAAGGCAAGUACCAAGUCCCAUUGAAUUAUCGCCUAAGUCCGAGUUUGACUAUUCAAGAGCAUUUCAGAGAUACCUUUGACUGUUCUGAGCAUUUGUCUUCCACUACCCCCCGUUCAUGUUGUUCCAAAGAUUAAAAAUACAAUCGUUAUGUCGCUGAAUGUAGGUUGAUUCCGUUGCCAGGUUAACAUCACAGUCCGAUACGCGUGCUGGUGCGGGCAAUGCGAUAUAUGACACGUCACCAUGGUAACUGCCCUUUUAAAGAUGCUUGUCCACCUAGCCCGUGCCUUAGUCUGCACCACUUGUGAAUUUACUAUUGGUCUAUAUAUUGAUAGCAUUUACCUAAAUUACUUUACUAAAUGAACAGCGGAUUCUACAGCUGAGAACUGGACAGAAUCUUAUAAAACAAAAUGUAUGCGCGAACGGAUGUUUCACGGCCUAGCGGUAUUAUGGCGCUUACGAGAUCAGGUAACUGGACAUUUAUAUCAAAAGAUCUCACUGUCUAAAAUACCGGGCUCAUUCCCAGUUAACCGCGAUCAGGAGCAUGGAGCUUGCUUAUGCAGGCCGGUUCUGUGCGUAAAAUUCACUUUUCUGCGGACAUGGUAUUUGCAACAAUGCCUAACCUAUAAGGAUAAUCGCCUAUGCAAAGGUUGAAUCACAUGGUUAAUUAUCCCAGCACCACCGUGCUGCCGAGUUAGAGCUACCCUCAAUUCCUCCCUCUAUGCUAUAUCGCUAGCCGACAAACUCUAAACAACGACCGCGUGAUCUCGUAUGUACGUAUCGGCUUAGAUACCUUUUUGUUUUAUAAUUUUGCUAAAUUGAUAAGAACAUAUUGAAAGCUUGCCUAUGCUUACAGAAUCUUCUCCUGAACUGACCAAUAGGGAUCCUUACAGGAAUCGGCCAAGGUUGAUGAAUGUUGUCAGGUAUCAGACAUACCACUUAAAUAGAGGUGGUAAAGCUGGGUUUGAAUAAAAACCCAAGGUACCAAAAGAAAAGGGAUGGUCAAGGCAGAACACGAAAAGCACAACAAUACAGUCCACUUUUAAUAAUGCUAUCAUGUUUACUCAAAUAAAAGCUAGACUUCACAAGCAAAUCAAAUCAAAUUGGCUAAAGGUGCGUGUUGUUUGAAGACCUCGGAAUUUGAACUUUUACGGGGGAUCAUCAUCAGAUAGGACGCCAGCAACAACACACACGGCAGUUUUAAGGCACUUUGAGCAGCCAGUGGUCAGUGCUAAAGAUCACGAAGCGACUGCGAGGAAUUCUGUUUACGGUCGCAAGACUGAAUUUGCACCAAGCCUAGAACUAUCUCCCACCUCCUGUAAUUAUUUCGGUGGCCUCCAGCUAGGAUUCCAGACCCAUUUCAAUGGCUUGAAAAGUCAUUCCUACAAAUUCGUCACGCCAGCGCCCAGUCAACUUGCUCUUGCAUGCGCGGGAUCCUCGUUCGACCUGAGUUCAGUCACACGCAAGGGCAGGCAAUACCUGAUUAGUGGCCGAGUUCUUAUCUGUUACUGGCCCCAUAACUGUCUGUAUAUGGUGGUUUAUUGUCAGUAUGCAAUCGGUUCUUGUGUAAAUGUCCUCGUUCGCAUCAAGAAUUCCCCAAAAAUACUGCAGAACAUGCUACAUCGUCGAGGGCGUUUCUACUAUGAUCAUUCGGGGACGGACACGUAGGCACCUGAGUAUAAAUGCUUUUUGGCAGUCAUUCUACUUUAAUCAGUCAAAGGGAUAUCGGUCUUUACAGUGGGUGAUUUUCAGGAUUGCUUAAAUGCAUUUGAGGCUCUGUGAGAAUAACCCGCACCGAUUUAUACGUGUCCCACCGAAGGACGACUAUGAAAUCUAAGAGGUUAUAUCAACUCUGCACUCCUGUAACCCAUUUUGUGUUUCAUUGAACAACUGUUGCUUGGUUCUCCCUCUCCACGAGUUGUCUGCCUUAAACCGACAGGAGAUCGGUCGCAGAUUUAGCGCCGUCUACCGUAGCCGGUAAAUGAACUGUUCUUGCAGUUAUCCAGAUCGCACACUUGCGAACACAAUUAAACGAUGCUGUCCGCACCCUCAAACCGGGUCAGGAUUUCAUUUUGUAGUUGUCAAGAUAAGUACUUUUGUUGGAAGCAAGGCAGACCGGUAGUUGGCUGGAUCCUGAACCCCUAGUAAAGACUCCGCCGGCCGUCGUAUUGGCCUCUCAUCCGUAUUGCGGAGACUUACCCAGUUGACGCCGGGUCUGCAUCACUGACCACCGAAUGAUUAAAGUGCUCUCUAGUUGCCAUUUGUUUUGUUCCUACUGCCACAUCUGAUGCCGGACUCCAGUGUAAUGUAACAAGUUUGAAAACUGAACAAAUAAGUGAAGAAAAAGAGUCGAAAACCGGAAUACUGUGUUUAUCGUCCUGAGCUUUCAGACUCGUACAGGAGUCCGUCGUCAGAGGUAGCAGCAGCAGCAGCAGCAGCAGCAGCAGCAGCAGCAGCAGCAGCAGCAGCAGCAGCAGCAGCAGCAGCAGCAGCAGCAGCAGCAAAAGCAACAGCAGCAGCAGCAGCAACGGCAGCAGCAGCAGCAUUAGCAGAACAAGUCACAAUUAUAAGGCAUGUAGGCCAAUCAUCGACCGACGGCGCAAUACUGGAGGUGACUACGCAGGGCUCUGUACGCCGGCGCCAGAGCGAUAAAUCGAUUGACCGAGUUCCCAUCCGAGACUCAGGCUUCAAUCAAUUCUCAGUUUUGUCUCCGGCGUGGGCGACUAUUUUGGUGGCUGCGACGCUAAACUCGUGACCCAUUUCGAAGGUGUGAGCGGCCCAUUGUGAUAAUGCGUCGCCGCGUCGCCACCAGAGAACUCGAACAUCAGCGUCACCGACGAUAUGGCAUUCUCUGCCAUACAUCAAGGGCGUUUCAGAAGCGACCGAGUGCAUUGCUGCGGAGUUAGGUGUUGGAAUUGCGCACCACCCCAAAGCCACCAUGCGCAAUAGGGUCAUGAAAAUCAAAGACCGGUUAAAGCCUAAUUAACAAUCUGGAGUAGUGUAUCGCAUUCCGUGUCAAAAUUGUCCUUGCAACUACACAAGACAGACUGGGUGCCUGCUCAGAUCGCGCAUACACGAACAUAAGCUGGCUGUGCGACGAGGCGACGCAUUAUCACAAGUGGUCGCUCACACCUACGAAAUGGGUCACGAGUUUAACGUCGCAACCACCACAAUAGUCACCCACGCCGGAAACAAGACCGAGAAUUGAUUGAAGCCUGGGCCUCGGAUGGGAACUCGGUCAGUUGAUUUAUCGAUCUAGCGCCGGCAUACAGAGCCCUGCGUAGUCACCUCCAGUAUUGCGCCGUCGGUCGAUGAUUGGCCUACAUGCCUUAUAAUUGUGGCUUGUUCUGCUGCUGCUUCUUCUGCUACUACCUCUGACGAUGGACUCCUGUACGAGUCUGAAAGCUCAGGAAAAUAAACACAGUGUUCCGGUGCUCGACUCUUCUUCUUAACUUAUGCAUAUACCUGGAACUCGAAAUUUCGCCUUCAUUAAUGAAAAAAUGCCUUAUAUGUCCUUCCCGAACCUGCACCUGGAACUUAAUUAAUAAGAGAUUGCAGUGGCAGGACAAACUACCAUUGCGGUGUGAAUUGAUGCGGUCUCCGUUCAUGGUUUGCUUCGAAUUUUUAUUCCACCGAACACACUACCCAACAUCAACACAUGGAUGUUCUCGUUUUCGCAGAUGGCAGACGCGAGUUAAAGGAAACUUUUGAGCAUCGUUUGUUCGGUGUCUAAAAGACAGUCACCAAGACACCUGUACCAGCAUCAUUAGCCUGGUGUCUAAUCCCAUGCGGCAAAUCGCCUUCACACCACCAACAUCCCUGACACUUUCCUCAUGGAAUUUCUGUGACUGCAGUGGUAAAGUGGAGUGGGCUGGCCUUUAAACUGCAAACUAAUUAACUUUGCUCCUGCCUCUUGAUGUUGCUUCAGUAGGGCGCGGGAAUAUGGACCCCCCCCCCUAUUACAGAUGUUCUUGAGCUAAAUUCCAGGGAGUGGGGUUAGGAGGGUUAGUGCCAGGGUCAUGAGGGUUGGAGUUCGGUUAGGGAUAUAGCUAACUCAAGACGCCUUUAGUGCGGGGGUUCUUACCACCGUGCCUAACCCAGGCGGAAAUUACAGCGUUUUGAAUUCGUCCAAAGUUUGUGACCAACUGUGAAUUAGGGUGUUGACUCUUGAGGUUUCCAUCAGGAGUACGCUGAGCCUUUAUUCAGCCUCCAGUUGAGUGCCCGAUCAUUUGUGGGACCAGUGCGACAUUGAAUUAAUAGCAUAACUGUGGUCUACUUGCAGGCUUUGGAGAUUGCACAAUCACGAGAGAAAACGACUCAGGCCCGUGUGGAGACGCUUGAAUCUCAGCUCCAAGACGCACGUCUACAAAUAAUCCGUCUUGAGGAGAAGGCGUUCAAGGAGGAUGGUCGACAAAAGAAAGUCGCGAUGGAGUUAAAUACAAAAUUCAAGUGAGCUUCCUGUCAGAAUACUCUAGGUCUGUCCAUGCCGAGGACAUCACUGUCAAACUUAGUUGUCAGUACCCACCUUUACCGCUCCAUUCACUAUUCCCAGUCGCCUAAUAGUGAAUGCACGGCGCUAUUGUAUAAACUCCUACCUGCCUGGGUUUCUCCCGUCAGGAUUUCGAUGCAUGAGUACCUGUGGAGACAGGUUUGGCCAUACGGACUUGAGAAUACUUUUCAACUUAUGAUGUACUCGAUAAAAAGUUUAAUCGAUGACUACCCUUUCUAAGAGCCGGUGUCAAAGCAGUAUUAGUGGCGUUUGAGCUUGGCGAAAGCCCGACUGAUUGGUCGGUCGUCUGUCCAGCAAUUAACAGGUGUCAGGGCGCGAGCCGCAACUGUCGGUGGCGGACGAAAAUGCGUUCAUUAGGUAGUGAUCACCGCACCUCCGCUCAUGAACAACAGCUCGUGAACCCCGAAACCGUACAAACUCUGAAAGGGCUCCGUAGGGCUGUCUUUUUGAGUCAUAGACUCACUUCGACGAUCACGUCUGCUUGGAACUGCAUACGAUGUAGCAGACCAGCCUGUCUAUGAGGGAAAAUGUAUGUUCUGAAUGAAAGUAUGUUCUCACGAAAUGUUAGCUAGAAGUUUGGAAUGCGUUUUCUAUUAGAAAGGAUUGCAUAAGUGGGCUUAUAAUAAUGACCAUCGUGAAGCAAAGCCUCAAGAGGGUUCAGUAACGUCAGGAUUGCGACAUUUAAAUGUACUUCUUUUCAUUCGCCUGGAAGAAUCGCAGUCAGCAAAAAAUGGCCACAUGAGCAGUAUGAUUCUUCCACCGGCUUCCAAUGUCUUAUUAAAUUCAAAUACAUUUUAGAGAAAAAUGCACUAACUAUGCUCUCCUUUACUCGUUUGAUAACAAAAAACGUCCUGUUCUAAUUUUAUACCCGAUGAAGGGAUAUGUUUGGAUUUUAACAAAAAGGUUUUUAAAUUCCUGAAUGAUUUUGAGACAGAUUUGCUGUUAAACUUUUGUUUGGGAUUUAGAUUAUGAAAGCCUUUUAUUUUCUACGUAAGGAAAAUUACACCUUUAUGCUAGUAAGGACUUAUCAUAUAGGAUUUUACAUGUUUUAAAGUGGAUUUGUUCUGUCUUGUGUACUUCAAACACAGCUUUGAUAAAAAGGCAGAUACGACGUCGUUGGAAUGGAUAUUUUAUGGCAUUAAAAAGUCUCAUAAUUGCAUAUUUUUGAAAAUCGAAAGAUACCAAUUAUUCGAAUAUAAAGUUGGGGAAAUUUUAUGUUACCAAAUGUGCAAAAGAAAGCACAUCUCCGUGCAUGUUUUUUACAGGAUAAACUGGGACUUAUGUGUGAAUUAAAAGUUUAUGGAAAAAUGCAUGCUAGCAAGUGGUCAUUUUUUGCGGAAUGCGAUUUUUGCAGACCGACUAGAAGAUGUGUAUUCAGAAACCGGUAUCCCGGAGUGACUGAAGUAUCAUGGGAUUGUGCAACAAUAUAAUCCAUAUGACAACCCUGGUUAAGUACUUCUUCCUAAGAGAAAACAAAUUUCGGAAUUUCAGUCAAGAUUUCAUGAGAUUGGUCAUUGACUGUAAGUACCCCCCGUAUUACUCGUGAUCUCGAACUAAAUUCAAGGACUGGGGUCUCUGUUAAGAUUAAGGCCACGAGUAAACACACCGUUAAAUUUAGCCUAAGGUCAUCAGCAAUACGGGGAGGGGUACUCAUUCCCAUGGCUUACCUCUUUCUGCAUCGCAAGUGAAUCCAGAUUGAGUGUGCCUGCCGGUACCGCUAUGCGAACUGACCUCCAACCCGUUACGUGGUCCUGGGUUUUGUUGCUGGUGUCGAGGUCAACGGUGCAGAAGGGAUCCGAGGCCUAAUUCGGUCCGGCGAAUACUUCUUAGAUCCUUAUUAAAGAUGAAACAGCGGACAGUUUCCAUCUUGAAGAAGGAGACACGAUCUCUGGGACAAGAGAUUUAUUAGCCUGACGUUUCGGAUUCCUGCUCGAACCCAUCAUCAGAGACAAAGGUAGAUACGUGUGGUUCAUGCACAAGGGGCUGCAGUAUUUAUAGGAUGCAGUCGCCACGCUACCGCAUGCCUAUGAACAUUCACGGCUCCCCCCUUCAUCCGAGAUCGUCGCACUUGGUGUGCUAAUUGUUUGAUGGCCGACUUUCGCGUCGUUAAUUGCUGCAAUUUCAUCACGUGCGUUGGAUGUUAGUAUGAUGAUUGCUCGACCAUCUGACACACCGACACUGGAGUUGGGAAAAGUGUUCACUUAUGCGCUCCCCGCGUGGCUAAUUACUCCGCCUAGGCGAAGUCUCAGCAUCGAGUAUGGAAGGGGAAGGUCAUUUCACUUGUUAAUAGACUGGGGCCAGUAGACCGUGAUUAAAGUAGCUCCCGGCUCACGCGGUUGUCCCCUCCUGCGAGAAUUUCGACCUCGUCGAAUUUAAAUGUGUGGCCGGAUCUCGUCGAAUGAGCCGCAACUUGAGAGCUGGCGUCAUUUCUCCGUACCGCUGCAGCGUGUUCGGCCAUUCUCAUUCGGAGCUGUCUCCCAGUUUCUCCGACGUAGUUGAUUUGUCCGCAACUGCACCAGAUCCUAUAAACGACUCCAGACGUUUCAAGCCGUUGCAGUGGGUCUUUCGGUUUCAUUACCUGACGCCUGAUGGUUGCCUCCGGUCUGUGUGCAACUCCAACCCCAAGUGGUGCGAGAAGGCGUCCGAGAGCUUCCGAGACGUUCUUGACAUACGAAAGCGCUCGCCAACAUUUGUUGUCCGUGCGGUUAGGCCUUUCGUCCCCUUUGCGUAUGCACCGGUUGAUGAAGUUGCGCGGGUAGCCAUUGGCUUUGAAGACCCGUCGGAGGCAUUGUAGCUCAGCAAUUUUGUUCGACGGGUUCGAGCAGGAAUCUGAAACGUCAGGCUAAUAAAGCUCUUGUCCCAGCGAUCGUGUAUCCCUCAAGACUACUUCCUUGGACUCGUCUCUUCGCUUCUAUUGGCAGGUUCCAUCUUGUUGCUCGUGUUUUGACUUCAUAUCCACGGCCACAUUUAGGAUUUGCACUAUGUUCUAAUCUGUCGGGAGCUUACUUUGCGGGUUUCGCUUUCUUAAAAUCUCUGCAAUACCUCAAAUCUCUCUGAAACUAGCUGUUCACCGAGAAUAAUUGAAAACCAUGAGGACACGGGAGUAUCGGUUGACCUAAUGAUGUCAUGGAGAUGCGUCCUUUUGUUAUUUUACAGCAACUGACUAACUGUAUAUUAUUAGGUCAAAGACUAUCCUGUAUUAUUGUCAGUUGAGUUUCGCUGGAGCCUCUCAAAGUUCUUAAGCUGGUCAUGGAUUGCGGUAAGCAAAGGUGGCAGACGAGUACGCCAAGGCGAUUGUGUGUCAGUAUACUUAAAUUAAUGUCUGCCAUGAAAUUGCAACUUUUUACUGAUGACCUUAGUACAAUUAUGUGCUGUCGCUGAAAUUGGAAAAAUACGCCUUUCUAAAACUAAACUUCAAUAAUUACAGCAAAAUUAUAUAUUUUAAGGACAUGCUUCUACUACCUUAUUCCCACUAUCCUAAUUAUCCUUCCAUAGUAUUAUGAAUGCUUGGUAUGUGGUACUGAACAGACUUCACUGCCAAACUAACUCAUACUCACAUAUUGCUGACUUUUGCUAAGAUCCAUUUAUGCCUUGCUGGCACGUAUCCCCGUCCUGGGGUCUUGGGCCAGACUGGGAUGGAUGGGACCACAGCCAACUCCGAGUGGUCGCCAAUAUUUUAUUUUUAGUACAUCUGACUGUUAAUACUGCAAGUUCCUGCACCAUAGAUAGUGUUGGUACGUUCCCUGCGUAGAGCCCCCUAUAGGGUCAGUAGUACAGGUAAAUUACUGGAGUGUUCAUCAGGAAGCAUACGAGGAACGCCGGGGGACCCACUGAUGAACCGGACACCUCGCAGCUGUGCCAUACUGCAGCAGAAUACCGGCGAAACACGCGUUUCUGCACUUUUAGUCAUUGCUUGGGCUGUCAAGUAUGGUAAAUCGUGCAGCAUGAUUAAUUUUCUUCUUGAUUUUUGUAUUCCGAAGAUUGGGAUGGACUGGGCCGUCCGUUGAAGUCCAAGCCGUUGGCCCCGGCGUUCGAUUUCGUCCACACCCAUCCAUGCGCGGCAUUAGUAACCAUUUGUGUUAAGUAUAGGCGGCGAACGACCGUUUGGGCUGGGCCAAGGUCCCAUCCAUCUCAGUUUGACACAGUUCUUAGGACAUGCUGGCAAGAUGUCAAUAAUUUUGAAAAAUUACUCUCUUCAUUCGAGUGGACGACGUGUGGUUUUGCAAAUAAAUAAGCCUAUUCUGCUUUGUUGGUAAUGAUCAAUUUUUAGAAACGUUGUCAAAUUGCGACUUUAGUAAAGGUCUAUUUGUCACUGCUAAGUAUGCCGUCGUGGAAAAGGAGAUAUUAACACACUAUUAAUAGCGUGGCUUCCUAUAUAUUGAUCUCUCAAGUUGCCCUGAAUGACAAGUUUCACUAAUCAUGUCCCAAUUACUGCCGAAUCUCUCCAUUUUAUUGAGUUCAACUGUUAUUAAUUUUACGGAUACUACGAGUGUACAUCUGCGGUCAAAUCUAUUGCACAAGAAAAUUAUGUUUUGUGCACUUGUGCCAGCAGUUUCAUCCAUUACAAGAUCCAACGCAUUGUACGGGUUCGUAAACUUGCCAAACACUGGCAGUUAUUUUCACCAAAGAUCGCACCGCUGACUUUAUUUUGUUUCUCGCCUCCACGCGUUUUGAAAAAUGGAACUGUGGAAAGUCUUACUACUGAUUAUUGCCGGGCAAUCAUUAAAACAAAAUUCGUUCCCCAGUUGGUAUAUCGAAAUUGCAGCGAAGGAAGGCAUCUGCUUCCAUUGAGAUGACCCCUAAACUGGGGGUUCUAUUACCUACAAUAAUUUGCUUAUUUACCGUACAUGCCCAGCUGCAAUGCAUGAGACUCGAGCCACUAUUGCGGAGUAAAGUUAUGUUCACUCAUCCCCUUUCCAUUAAUUCCGUAUUUUUUAUGACUUGUACAAGUCUUCUUCAGCAUUGCGAUGGCCACCUUUCAAACCCAUCGGGAAAAACUUUCAGCAAAACUUGAGUUUCCAGUGAAAUCCUUCCACAACAGCUCUAGUAGUAUUAAUUGAAGCCUCUUCUAUAUGCGUUCAUUUUCUUGUGUUUUGAACCUGUGCGAAUUCGGGUUUUCAUAUCCCCCGGACACGCAUUAGCCGAAAUAGAAUUACAUGUUUCUGUCAGCUCCCGUCUUUCAGCCACUUCCAAUCUCCAUUGCAGACGAACAAUAGCCAAUAUCUUUGCUCAGGGUGGCUGGACCUGUUCAACAAACGACGACAACAUUUUGGAGACCGCCAGACAGCUUGUUGCAAAAUUUCAGUUGAAGUCUGAGGUGAGCAUACACUCAUCUGUGAUGGAUAAAAUAACUUUCUCAGCGAAAAUUGUAGAACGUUCAUGGUCGCCUGUAACAAGUUGGUGCACAUUUUUGAAGCACCAUCGCUUGAUGUGUGCAUAUGAUUUGCAACAUUAAGGUGUUCGCUUAGUGGAACGAGGCUUCAGGUCAAAAAGUCAGUCAAAUCUGUACAUAAAGAACAUUCGCGCUCAUUAGGUGCUACCUAACGCCCCAAUUCCGCCCUAGAACGAAUGCCGGAUUCCGAAUGAUGCGCUUGUUGAAAGCUAAUCGAGACCAGACGCUCUCCGCGCUACGAAAUGUCCAUGUUUUAUUAUUUGUGAUCGUAUCUGUCCACACUGGUUUAUAAAUAUCGUAUCGCCAUUCCGUUAACUAACCAUGAGGUCGCGACAAAGUUGACAGCCACGAGAAUAUUUUGGCCGUAUUUGCGUUAUUCUUAUUUUAAAUUAGUCUUGCCUAAGCAGUUUGAGUGUACAAUUACUUGUCACCAGAUCCAAAGCGUUCCCACUUCACUACCAUGGAAAUAGCACAGAGUUUUGUAAAGCACAUGGCAAGUUAAAGCAGUCUAUCUUCAUUGCCAGCCCUCGUCUGCCAAGAAUUCGCACAUAGGACAAAAAGUGCUUUAUAUCCGACAUGAUACAAUGGCCGAUGUUAGUAAGAAUGCCUAUCUUUUAGUUGAAAUGUAUUGAAAUGUCUUGCUUCUUUCUUUGGUAAAAAUGAACCGCAAUAAUUGUAAUCUAGUUAGCGUCCUUCAGAUAGCAAAUAAUGGUAACCGCAAUCUGGUGGAAACUCAAAACUCGGAGCCAGAAAACGAAAUCCAAAGAUUUAAUUCAUACUGACUGUUCCCUGUUGAUAAGGGCGGGGUAAUGAGUAUCCCAAGUAUUGCAGGUGGCCCUACGCUAGAUUCUGGGAAAGGUUAGGGUUGGGGUUAUGAGGAUUAGCGUUGGGCUGACGUUAUGGCUAGGUUAUCAGUUAGCUUUAGGUGUACAGUUGGGAUACAGGAAAAGGUGCCCCUGGAAUGGAGCGUACUACAAAGACAAAACGUAAAAUGUAGUAGGUGGGAUGCUUAGUCCCACGCCUACUUCUCAUCGUUCCCAACAAUGAUGAAAUUCAGGACCGAACUUGUUGCGUAAAUGAUGGUUGAGGCUCUAAUUGGCAUGCAAGCACAUGCCCAAAUAGGCCAAUUCAGUGCAUGAAGCUAUAAUAUCAGGAAAACAGGUCAGCUGACUGACGAUAUCUGGAUAGGUCUCCCGUUAGCUGUCCUCCGUCCUACAAUUUAUGCGCAAAUGUCCGGUCAGGCCAAUGUGCCACUUGAGGGUGCGGCCACACUGUGGACAGGUUGCGACUGUGUGGGCAUUGCCCCCGGUCAUCUACCUCUCCUGGAGAUGUCAAUAUUCCAAUUACUGCGGGGAUUUUUUGAAAGAGAAGAGGUGCGAUUGAAACAUACUGUCACAUUGUGGGCAACUUUGGGACGGAUUCUAUGAUGACAUUGGUAUUCUGAAGAACAACCGACGAAAUGAGAGUGAUUUCACCACGAUGGAUGCGUGAAUCUCAGACAUGGCGAAUCCGGUGCUUGCACGUGCGCUGGCAGCGCGGGCAGGCUGGUGGGGUUCGGCAGUCGUAGCGCCGAUCUUCGGAAUUCCAGUCUGUCGCAUUUGCAGCUUCCCACUGGUCUGUUGCAUAUGACCGGUCGCCAGGAUCGUUGCUUCUGAUCACCGUGUCGCCAAUUUUCCAGAAGUUUGUUCCAAUCGUCCAUCGUCGUUCUUAAUUAUUUCACUGAGUUUCUCGAGGUGCUCUCACUUCUGAAUAUCUUCAAGUGGAGCACCGGUAGUAACGUCGCCAGAGACAAGUUGUUUCGAUUAACAUCCGUCGUUCUUUUUCAUGGCACGGCCGCCUCAUUAAAGUUUAAUCACCAUCAGCCUUGCGUAAACACCGAGACUACUACUGCUGACUGAGCUCAUGCAAAGGCCGUUCAGUCUUUUUGGUUGGUUUCGGUAAAAUAUCCAGGUCCGGCACCAUAGAGAGGCUCGAUCUAGGCUUAAACCGAGGUUUUACGAAGCAAAUGUCUAAUAGUCCUUGGUAUUUCGGUCGCAAUCUCGCCAGUCUUGAUGCUUCUUGGGAGGAAUUUUCUAAAUAACGAGAAUGGACCCACGGUGGCGCGGCGAAAGUCGUUAGCAAUUAUCGAGGUCUCCGUUUAUUCCACUAUUAGAGCUUAGUGAGGCAUAGCAACCGUUUUCGCCAUGACGAUGUCUAGAUUGCAGUGGACGAGUCCGGAGACGGACAGGUCCAGAUUUCGGUAUACCGCCUCGUUAUUACUGCCGUUGAACAGAAGACUCUUUAUCUCAGCGUUUGAGGUUUUCUUGUGGACCUGCGCGCGGAGGAUGUUGAACAGUUUCUCGCGCAUUCAGCAAUCGAUGUAGAUCCCUUGUGUUGCGUUGCAGUAAACAUGGGACUGAGCAGGACUGGAGAAAACGCACAAACCCUGUUUCACCUCAUUCGCCGAAAUAAGUGAUUUUGAGUUCGACACGCUGUCCGCAACAAUCUUAAGCAUUUUUCUGUGAUGUUGUCUAACCAUCCUCGUGAACCCUUUGGGGCAUCCACAUUUCAUAGUUAACUUACAGAGUCAACUUUGGUUCACGAUUUAAAAGGCUCUGGCGAGCCUUAAGAAAGUGGCGCAGAGGGAGAUUCUUGUCUCUAAGCUUCUCUAGGUCCGGCAUCGUACUGCGACUACCAUGCAUGUUGCUUUACAGUGUUUUCGAAGUUAACAUUCAGUUUCUGAGAGAAGCCCUUUUCCAGGUGUACAGGCGGACAACUGCGAUGUAUGUUUGUAAAUACUUUACUGGCAGUUCUGAGCAGAAAUGCCCUACGAUUAUUAUUGUGGACUUUCUGAUCUCGUUUCCGUUUGCUGAGUUUAAAAAUGACGGUUUUAUCGAAGGCCUAUGAGAGUUAUAUGUAUCUCCGCAUCUGCCUGAACGACAAUAUCGGAUUGUCUAAAAGUCGAGAACUAGCUUGUUUGGCAAAUUAUCUUCGGAGUGGGCUGUCGUUCGAGCUCUUUCACCGGUCGCCUUCUCUUUGUAUGACAGAUUAGGAUAGUUAGCGCGCUUCCGGCGUGGGGAAUUGUUUUGAUUAUCCCUUCGCAGACUGAAGCGAGAUAACUGAGGACACACUGAAGUGGUCGCGACAACCCUCUAGAAGCUGCUAUUUCUUUGACAGUAAAACGGUUCCCUCUGGACUGAGCCCCGAGGAAGGUGCUUCGUGCCGGGUUACGUGGAUUAUCCUAAUGUCUGCAAAAGAAACCCUAAUGGCAUCAUGGUCCAUGCAUAUUUAGGCAGCCUAUUGUUCUUGUGUUAGCCAGCUGUUUUGUAUCGCUCGUGGCAUAGUAUGCCAAAUGGAAUCAGUAAAGGGAGAAUGCCAUAUUAUUCGGGACGGUGUUGUUGUUUGAGUAGGUCCUAUGAAGCACACUUUCACCGGAGACCAUACUCUGGAAUUCUGUCUUGUUUUCAUGCAACCAGUCCUGGUGUCGCCAGGGUGCAGGACCAAGGACAGGUGUGGUGUUGGAAUAAGUGACGCCUCACAGUCUUUUCCGUGGGUUUCCAAAAACGCCUGCCUUUAUUACGUGAACGUCACAAUGGUCUCGCCUCCCGGCGAGCAUGUUGACUAGCGUUUACUAAACCGUUCAGCUCACGCGAUAAAGUACCAUCUUAUCCUUACUCCCACAGCACAUUUACAUAACGCGUCGAUCUGGUCGGGCACGUGCGUACUCAGGGUACUGAUUCUGGCGUAUCGGUUCCCGAGCCCCAAUAUACGCUUGUCGCAUCCACGUCAACUGCAGACGCUGAGCAAGGACAUUCAGUCAUUUCAUGAGCCUAUUCAGCCAUAUGCGCUGUCAUGAAAACCUGCAGUAAAACAGCGCAGACCUCACCUCGCCAUCACGCCUCAUCCUAACAGUUCAUACACGGUACAACAGCCCGCCUCACAACACCCGACGCAUUAAGAGAACAUGCGCCGCCCACAUCAGUGGGGAGCAUGUUCCUUGGCGCAAACCAGUGCCUGACCAGGCCAUGUGUGGUGCAGGUAAGCGGACCGUUGCAGCUCCGCUAGCCACUGCCUCCAAUCCCAGGGUCUUACGACUGACAGAUUUUGACGGCUGACUGGCACAGAGGACAGAGAAGAGACAGUUAAGACAACUCUGAGAAAAUCACUCCCACAGCACAUCCACACAUUCUUCACUAUAUCAAAUCUGUCGCACUUUGAUAGCAUCACAACACGUUCACAGUUUAAGCUUGGAAAACUGCUAGCUGACCGGAUAACUUAGUCCUCGUAAUCAGUACUCUGUGUAUAGGGGGUGGCUGGCCUCAGGGCUGGGAGUGGGGCUCAGUGGCAGCUUCCCAGUGUGGUCUUUAUGGUACUCUCAGGAACAUGAGGCUUGAACCCCACCUCUGGGAAAACCCUGCACAAUUCGCGAGGGCAGGAUCGCGCGUGGCACGCGUAGACAGAUUGUUUCACUUUGUCAGCCACUAUGCUCGUCUUGACAUUGCUUGGCCAUCGUAACAUGCUGAGUAAGGAAGGGGGAGUGCGGCGGCUACAUUGUAAGUCUGCCCCACCAUAAAAUAAUUCACUCAAAAGUCACCCACGCUGCGCCCACCAUGCGGGGCACGUAGUGGACGUCGUCGCUCGCGGCCGUCGGACUCUCACUAGGUAUGUGAGCAAAUGCGUAUUCGCACGCUCUUUUGACUGUUUGAAUGAGGAAGUGUGGUGAUAAUUACAAGCAGCUUGUGUUCUGAACAGAGAAGCGUAAUUGCUCAGAAGAAGAUAAUGCGAUCACAGGAACAAGAAGUUUGUUGGCCUGGAGUUUCCGAUUCUCACUCAGACCCAUCAUCACAGACAGUAGCAGAUAAGGGUGUUGUUGCCGUUGUAGGUGCCUACUCGGUGAUGAUCAGAUCUCUUUCUCAGGUGGCACUGUCCGUGCCUGCUCGUGCACGGAAGUCACUGAGAAAAUUAGCGUGUCCAUCUCAGGCACAAAUACGAGGCAGGUGUGCAGCUUCUCGCAAUGCUUUUAUUUCACAUUCUCCGAGUUUAAUAACCUUGAAGAGAAGCCCCCAAAAUCAAGCCAAAUUCCCACGAAGAAGCAGAAUCCACGAUAUGAUAGGUCGAAUGAGAGGAUAGCUUCCCAAUACUAAGGGAGGGAGGGCGUUCAACUAGGUACCAUUCUUAAUUGCACUGGGCAUCGCCGGUAGAACUGAAAGCCAAGGUCUAUUAUUCUCCAUAUUUCUCUGUAAUAUUCAAAAUGUGGAAACCCUACUAAGGAAUUUUCGUAGUCAAUUACAAUGAGACUAGACUCUCAAAGGUUUAAUAUAACCAGAACUUAGAAGAAGGUGCGAUCGCCGGAAUCAGAAGUUUCUUAGCCCGACGUUUCGGAUUCUCCAACGAAUCUCGCUCGCUGCCAUCGGAACUGUCGGUCUCCCGCGUGCUCCACACGCGACUAAUUCCUCUGCGCAAGCACAAUCUCAGCACUAAAUACGGAGGAGAGAGGCCCGAGAGCUUGUAAAUCGACUGUGGGCCAGAUAACCAUGACUCAGGCCGGGAGCUAUUAAUUAUGCGGAGCGUGUGGUGCCAUGGCAACUGCGCCUCUAAAUACUACACUCCUUGUACCUCCAUCAUCCUUAUUUGCGACUGUCCCUGGUGAUGGGAUCGAAUGAGGCUCGAGGAUGUCAGCCGAGUAAAUUUUUGUUCCAGUGAUUACACGUUCGUCCUUUGAACUGCUACUUGGAAGUCACCUCUACGCUUCUUUCGAUAGCCAGAGCUCUUUAGCAGUACACAUCGUCAAUGUAGGACGACUUUGGGGUGUCUUAGUGUUGUUUAAAGUGGCCAUACGAGUAAAGUUCUGGAUCCCAGCACGCUCACAACCUGUAACUUUUCGUACUUCUAUUUCCUGUGCGUGUUUACCAAGGUAAACCUAUUUUCCAGUCUCACGACCACCUGCGCGGGGAGUGCAAUGCUAAACAGCACAUACACAGGGGAUAAACACUUGCAGUCAAUAGAAUUCUGAGUGCCAGAGACGGUCUGAUUUGUCCACUUUCGCAAAUCCGAUAGGCGGUGAACGACUCCGUCUUACCCAACUGACUUCUAGCCCCGUUUCUUUUAUAUUUUCGUGUGUUACCGCAAUAAGCAUUGUUAUGUUUGAAAAGAAGUAGACGUGAUCGCUGGAACAGGAACUCUAUUUGCCUGGCGUUUCGUAUUCAUGCUUGAACCCAUCAUCAGAUGCAGCAUCAGACACAUGUAAUUCAUACACAAGCUGACAGUAUCUACAGGGUGCAGUCCUUAUGCCAAAAUAACCGACACCCCCUUCAUCGUAUAUUGUUGCCCCCAGUGCGAUACUUGAUUGGCAGCCGGCAUUCGAGUCGUUAAUUGUCACUAUUUCAUCACCCGUCUUAGAUAUUGGCACGAUAAUGCCGCGGCCAUUCGGUUCGCCGACACUGACGCUGGAAACGGUGUUCUCCUGCGCGCUCUCCGCGUGCUUCAUUAUUCUGUCCAGGCUUAUUCUCAGCACCGAAUGUGAAGGGGACAGGUCAUGGCGAUUGUUAAUUGACCGUAGGCUAGUGAGCGCAUCUGUCUCUUCUCAACGGCUUCCCGAGACUCGCACUUUUAUUUUACGGACAAUUGCUUGGAAUAAUUAUACGAACGAAGUCUUUCGGGAAUUUAGUAGCCUACUGCCCUAACCAUAUAUAAUUUAUUCUUUAAGUAAUUUACUAACGCUGUAAUCAUCCGACAAAGUUACAAUUAAACAGAUGUUUUCCCUAUACCUUGCCAAUGGCAUUGGGUAGUAAAAGAACAAUCGAAAACAGUAAGAUUGACUUCAUAACGCUAGGGAAAUUUUAGCCCUUUAAAGCCAUCGCUUUCUUUUACUCAUCAUUCCACCUGGUCCAUAUGUUGCCUGCGUUUUAGAACUGCUCCCGCCUGGAGUCCCGGGUCACCACCCUGAGUGGUCGCAUUGAAGAACUGGAGCGUUGUGUAACCGAGUCCGAGAAGCGCAUUGUGAAACUGAAUCAUGAAAACGCCCUACAGAAGGAGAGACUGAAUAAAACUGAUUCGCACACACACGCCUGCAGCGAACUCACCUCUAUGAACGAGAAGGUGAGCUAAAUUACUUCAUCACAGAUGUCUACACUCUCUUGAACCAAACUUUCCCCCAUAAUAUAACUAGGAAUAUUCAGGCAUAUUCAUGCUUUGAAGGAUUUGCCAUUCGUCAUUAAGCAUCAGUUUGGUUAGAACACCUGCCAGUCAGCAUUCGGAAGAGGUUUCUUUAAGCUUCUUCUAGCACAUUCUUUUUGCAAGCACUUGCGAAGCCGUCUUAAUGUAAAAAUAGUUCCUAAUUCUGCUGAUGUGACGAGUAUUCUAUGUAUUAAUGAUGACUUAGUUCAAAAGCAAACAUGCGGAGUAAAUUGAGUUAGUUACUUUAAGAAAAUGAGAACUUUUAACGAGACGGACACUAGAUUUUUGGAUAUAAAAACUUGCUUCGUAGUGCACAUUUUAGAAAUCUAACGGAUAAUAAUUAGCUACAUGCAAUGUAUGGCAAUGCAAUUGCUGUUUCUGUUUCAAAUACUCAACAGUGACUUGGUUUCCAUUUGCCUGAUGGUGUGCCGAAACUACUGUGUUUCCAUAUCGAUGUUUGUGCCAUCCAGUUGACCCCUCAGAGUAGGCGUUGGAAAAUGAAAGCAAGUUUCAGAAUAUCCCUUAUUUUUAGAACCGCUGAAAUGCUUUAUUUUCAUUCAGUUCAAGGAGUACCUCCAGAGGCUGGCACACUUCCUGUCCAUUGAACCCUUGAUCACAUCGCCAAUGGAGUUAUGCGAGUUACAAGACUUUCUGCUAGGUAAAUUUCAGUAUAUUUUCAAUGAAUUAUCAGACAGAAGAAAAUUAGAGGUGUCAUUUAGAAUGGGGCUUUUUAGUUUAAUUUUUUCCAUCUGCAACUAUUCACAAUUUAAGUUUGAUCACAAAAAUUACCUAUAAAUAUAUUGAGUCACAAAACGCCUGAAACUUGUGAAGCACAAUCAGUGGUCGAUCGUAUGAAAUUCUAACCGUAAUUAUGAAAUGCAUUUCAGAUCGGGAAAGAGUAUCUAAGUGGGAGUGUAAUAUUUAUUAUCAUGCAGCACAAAUCCGAGAUAUCUCAGGCAUGUUUGGACGUUGGCGCACUUUUAUUCGGUCGCUUGCAGAAAGCAUGUUCGGUAAAGUGUCUAUUUAUAUAGUAUGUAUUCACCCAAUAAUCGCCGACGACUCUAAAAAUUCAAAUAUAUUUUUGUAGAAGACGUGUACAAAAACAUCCUCUUACGCAGUUACUUUGUAAAAAGGGUACCUUUUUAGAUUGUGAACCCGAAGAAAGGGUGUCUCUAAGAUAUAAAAGCGGUUUUCAAUUGCCCAAUAAUCUUAAGCCAUGCCUGCCGUUGCAUUUGCGUCUAGGAGUAUUCAGUUCCUAAGCUAUAUACCAAAUACGAUUUUUUCAAUCUGUCGAAAAAAGCGCGUUGGAAACCAAAAUUCUGUUAAACCUAAAUUAUCAUGAGAUUAUGCUGCACGAUAAGAAAUAAUACAACCCUACUUUAGCAAUCUUUCAUAAUCAAAACCGCAUUUCGAAAUUUCAGUUAAAGUUUCGUAGUAUGUGUCACCAUUGAAUGAUUACUGGUUCCGUCCUAUUCUAGCUACAUCUAAGCGACUUAUCGGCCAAGAUCCGAGAUCGCCGUCCCCCUAUUUUUUUCAACUAAAUGAUAAAUACAUGCAGGCUGCGUUACAUUCAUACUGAGAUAUUGCUCAUAGCAUUUUUGUCUAAUUUUCGCGCAAGAGCGCCUGAAACACGUACCCACAACAAGCCAGCAAGACAUCGACGGUGCCUCCCGUCUUCAGCAACGCAUCCAGCGACUUCAAGAUCAACUUGCCAGUAAGGACGUUCAGUUGCAGAUGUGGCGUCAGAAGGCAAACAAGUCAGAGGAAGAGGUAAAUAGCGCACGAAAAAGCGAAACCGAGGCGCUUGAAAAACAGUCCCUAGCUGAACAACGAGCGCUGAAAGCUCACAGGUCGGAGACGGAAGUUAACAAACUGCGCGAUGAGAUUCUGCGAUUGAAGGCCGACUUGAAGGAUAGCACCGAUAUGCAGGUAAUGUGGCUGACUAAAGCCCUCUUUCACGUGCUUAUCGAUCAAACUACUUACCUGUUUACUUAUAAUUUAUAAGUAAUGCUAUUUAUCUGCUCAAGUAGAUUAGAUUAGAAAAGGAAGUAAUGAGAGCCACCGCAAUGGAGGACACCGUCCAACGACUAGAGGACAUACGGCAACGACAAGCCAAUAAAAUCGGCGAGCUGGUGGCCAUUGUUGAGUCUCAACAGGCGGCAACUGCGAGGAGAAUUUUGCAGAGAGAUGAGAGUCACAACGCCCUCUCUGAAGAGAUGCAGGAGAAUUACAAAUUGGUGGAGGAACUGAGGAGGGAAAAUGUGGAUGUAAGUAACGCAGGACACAGCGUUAAUUCACGUUAUCCCCAGAUUCUCAGGCGUCAUUCUAAACACAUUCUUGCUUAUUUCUCUUUUUGCGAAUUUCACCCUGUGGUAGAUUUCCUCCAUUUAAAACGGUUGUCUUAGCUGAUGACCUCAGCACCACCUCGGUUUGCCUCAUCUGCUUUUGCAUCUGAAAUAAAUAGUGAUUGCCCAUUGUUAUAAGCUGUAAAGAUCAAGCUCCGUUACCCGCAGCCUCAACUCACAAUAGCAGUCGGGAUUCAUAGUUAACCAACUUAAAUGGUGGCCUAACCGCUCGAAGCAAAUCCGUUUAAAUCAUAAAAUAACUCCGCCUCCCUCCGUAAUUAUUUCAAUCGCAGUAAAUCCUACGGAACAUGGAUUGUGCGAAAGUCCCAUCAUUUCUCACUACAGCAUUUGAAUAAUGCUCUGCGCUUCAAACAUUCGCCACUAGCAUGUGUAGUAGAACCUAGUGCUGAUACUUAUGAUAAAAUGGUACUUUAUGCGUUAUUAAAUAAUUUGCACCACGUGGAACUACUUUUCGCAAAUUCAUUCUCUGAAAUUUGCGUCCCAGGCUGCCGGUAAACAUGUUGAGUGGGCCCAGAAUGAGUACGAAACUCGCGAGUAUGAGCAAAAUUCCUCGGCGACUGAUAAAUACUUAUAGGGGAGCUGUGAGAACCCGCAAAAACGCAAUGUACCGCGAAAUUUAGAACGCAUGAGUAGCUUGUCCUUUCCCUUACGAGCUGCCCUGCCGUUGCGUUAAACCAAAACCGGUCCACCUUGGCUCUAGCCGGUUUGUUCGGGCCUGGGUGGUUCCAUGUAGUGGUCAACGAAGUUUAGUACGACACACCCGCGGUUAAAUACGCAGUUAGGAUCGUUCUAGCCGACGAAAGUACUGAACAGAGUUGAUAAGCACCGCUCCAAAAGUAGUAAUGGCUUAAACAUGUUAAGAAACGAGUUUAUAAGCAAGAAAACUGCGACGAUGCAGGAAAGGUUGGCGCAUCCCCGGGCGGACGGCUUCAUGUUCCGCCGCGAGUCUGUUCUUGUGGUGUUAUCGAGCGCGCGGUCACCGAUAUUUGAAGCAACCGCGUAUUCAACGAUAUUUCUACUAUAUGAUCACCUGAACGACUGUGUACGCAAGUCCAAUGAAUCAGAACUCAAUUUUCAAAAGGGCUUUGGAGCUGCAUGCGGGCAAUAUCUUCUUAUGACCUGCUAGAACACUGCAGGAAAAUAAACGAACACCAACAGUUUAAAAACACUUCAUCUCUAAAUUAAAGCGAACAAUCUGUCUCAGCAAUGACUCACUCCAAAGGAUUGUCUAAUUCCGUCCGACAGACUUAUCUUACGCGUAAGCUUCUCUUCAAUUCUGGCAUGAUAGUAAACAUGUUAUAUUCAGUGUUGUUUUCAUUAAGUCAAAAACCACUGAACACCUGAACCAUAUAAUAGGAGGCUGAUCUACGUUCACAGUUACACCCUGGAGUUUUCGCUUUCCAACUGCGGCAUUCCAAGUCACCUAAAAUGUUACCACUCGCAAACAUUGUAGAAUCACCCCAUAUGUUUUAAAAAUUUCCUCCGAUCAUGUUGACCGAUUACUUUUUCCAAUUUUCUGGUUUCCGCCUUUUUGUUUUGCGGUCUGUUUGCGCGUAAUUGUACCCUUUCUAUCACAAAUGAUUGGCCAGCCUUGAAACAGUUUGAAUUUUGUAGCUUUUCAAUUCUGAUUGACUGUGGAGCCAUUUGUUAGCAACUCCUAACUGACGAUAGCAAAUAACGGUGGCACUGCAUUAUAUCGUAUUGCAGAAUAAAUACCGGUAGAACACGGGAACUGGUACAUCCCCCGCAAGAGUGUUUGCCUUUUGCCAAAUGUCAGAUGACGCGCCAUUUUCCGUGUUCUAACUUUAACCCGAACCCUACCAUUAAUCCACCUAAACUUGACCCUGCUACUAACCCCAAUCCUUACCCCAAUCGUCCUGGUCCUAGCCCCAACGCUAACCCCCAACCCCCACUCCCUGUGAAGACGCCUGCAAUGCGGAGGUUCUCGUUCCUGUGAUUACCUAAAAAUCAAGCAAAACUUUAGGUCAGAAGAAAAAUGGGCUAGAUCGCAGUUGGCAGCUAGGGCCCGUAUUACAAGCGGGUGGGGGGUUUGUUUACUGGGGCUAUUUUGUGGGGUUUCAUGAUUACAUCUGACCCCUUUGGCUUCCGCUUUACGUUCGAGGUUAGGAUUAGGGUACCGGUUAAUGGUUUCCGAUUUUCCGGUUAGGGUUGUGCCUUUAGGCUUAGGUUUUCGGGUUACGGUUAGGGUUUGAACGUACUAUUAGGUUUCAGUAUUACGGUUGGGUUUUUCAGUUACGGCUAUGUCUAAGGGCUACACUUCCAUUUACGAUUUCGGUCAGGGUUAGGGUUGUCGUUAUGGUUAACGGUUAACGUUUAAGGUUGAGAUUAGGGUUAGGGUUAAGGUUAGGAUUAGGGUUAAGGUGGCCGUCCACUUCCCCAUUUCUGACUACCAACUGCGAUCUAGCCGAAAAAUGAACACCCAUGCCAAAUAAAACUGUUUCCUCAAAACGGAAGAUCGAUAGUUUUGCGAUCGCACUGGCUUCUGGAACUUCAAGAGAAUCUAUAAUGCGGGAAAUCAGGCAACGACAGUCUCAGCUUUCUUUCAUGGCCCCUCUAUCUUGCCGACCAUGUCGCUGCCGCACUUGCUGACUAGGUAUAGGAAAGCACACGCCGUUGGGACGGACUGGUCAUGAUGUGUCUCACUUACUCCCGGCCUCAGUGUCGACGGUCUACCGCGAAAGAAGAGUGCCCUCGUAGUCAGGCCGUUGCACACACGCGGCGUCCGCAGAGGUCGUGAACACGGCAAGUCAUCGCGCAUUAUGUACGACCUCGGCAUGUCAGGCCAACAGGGUCAGACGCGCGUGUGUUGGCCCGAGAUUGAUGCUCCCUUCGUGCUCCAAGGCCGAAAGUAGGAGAUGAGAGGUCGCCUGCACGCCGUCGACACGAGGUAACGCGAUUCACCCCCGCCAGUGAGUCACUCGGUCGCAGGGGUGGGGCGGGGUGGGCGGAGAGGGGGGGGGGAUGGGAUGGCAUGCGCAGGGAUGCGGCCGAGCAAGGAAGACAGGCGUGUAAAUUUUCACCAGCUAAGUGGGAAAACAUGCAGUUUUGAUCGUCACGCGGCCAAUGGUAAAGUAAGACGGUCGGAAAAUGAGGUGUUGUCGCCAAAAAUAUUCUUUAAAUAGCAGAAUUAAGUCUCGUUAUUGCAACCUUCAGUCAGACCAGAGUGGCGAAGGAUAACCCCAGGUAAAUCUGAAUAUGACUGAUGGUAGUCGACAGAACAUGAGACUGUGUUUGAUUUGAUAGUACGUUAAACACGAUGGAUAGUUGGGUUUGCUCAGUCCUGAUUGGCGGGUGGAUGGCUGGCGCAUACGACGAAACGGUCGUUCCUGUUUUUUCCCUGGUUUUAGGCAAUUCCCACUCAUUUGAGGCUUUUCGUUUAUACGCGACGUCUGCUAAAAAAUAGGGAAGAUGACAAGAAUCUUGAGCAAAGCCAAAAUGACGAAAAAGAGCAGGACUCAGUGACCUCGCCGGAUUUCGUGACAUCUUAUUUAAUAGCAAGCGGUCAACGAAUACUGAUAUCGUUGUGUGAAAGCGGCCUGGAAAAGGUCGACUGAGGUGUUCGCUAGGAGACAGGGGAUGUCGGCCAUCCAUCUCAGCAGGCUGAUCAGAGGAAGGGAGGCAUGAUGCUUGAACAGCAGACUGGAGCUCAACGAACGUGCUAGGUAGUAGGUGGCAGGAAAACGUAGUCAUAUGUGUGUGAGAACCUCACCAAAAUGUGUGGAUAGGGGGGAAGAAAAAAUAAAGAACGAAGAGAUCGGGAAAAUGUGAGGUUAACCACGUGUCCAUCUCUUUCAAGUGGCCGAAGUUCCUACUGCAAUAUAGUCAAUGCCCAGCAGCUGCUUUGAGGUAGGUCAUCCUGACACAUUCUCUCUCCUUCUCCAAAGUCAAUUGGACGGCCAGUCCGGAAAACGGCACACAAUCAAAGAGCCUAUGACACAAAUACUGCUCUCUCAAACUAGUUUUCCGAAAUGACAGUGGCAACAUCACAAGAGACAGCGUCGAACGCCUUCCUCACAGAAUGCGCACAUGAAUUAGUUGAUCGUGAGGCAGACUUUCGCUGCGUCUACUGCACUCUCUCCUCCGUCAUUCACCUUGCACAGAUGGCAGAAUAAUGUCAAAACAACCGGAGGUGGGCAUGAGUCAGUGGCUGAAAGAGCUACAGUGCGUGGCCGAUCUAACGAAAUGUUGGCCAAACUUCUGGAAUGAGUGUUCGAUUAAAAAGGAUUACUUAGAUGGAGUUGUAAUACUGAUUAGCAUGCAGCAUUAUCCUAUAAAAUUUUGGAUUUAACAGGAUGUCAACUUUUGAAUGCACUCCUUUUUAAAAUCCUGCGGAAACCACACAGGGCAAAAAAUGACUACUUAAGUAUCAUGCAUUUUUCCUAUUGAUUUUCGGUGGUCUUAUAAAUUUAAUUACAUUUUAUGGAAAACAUGCGCAAAAAUAUGCCUUAUUUACUCCUCUGGUAGAAAUUCACAUUAUCUUCAUAUUUUAUACCCGAAGAAAGUGUAUAUUUAGGUUUCAAAAAAACUUCCCAAUUCCUGAAUAAUUUUGAGCCUGAUCUGCCAUUGCAUUAGCGUUUGCGAUUUCAGUCUGCAAGGUGCAUGCCUUCCGCGUAGAGAAAAUCGUAUAUACCUCUACACCUUCUAGGAGAUAUAUAUAUAAAGUUCAGAAAAUUGCGCGAUGGAUCCGGACUGUGUUGUACAGUUUAUGAGGAGCAUUGGUAAACGGACAUGUGCGGUCCUGUAUGCAUGAACCUUGCACGGUCUUAAAAAUCCCAUAAUUAGAAACUUCUUUAAACCGAAAUAUACACUUUCUUCGGGUAUGAAAUAUGAAGAUAAUGUGAUUUUCUACCAGAGGAGUAAAUACGGCAUAUCUUUGCGCAUGUUUUCCAUAAAAUGUAAUUAAAUUUAUAAGACCACCGAAAAUCAAUAGGAAAAAUGCAUGAUACUUAAGUAGUCAUUUUUUGCCCUGUGUGGUUUCCGCAGGAUUUUAAAAAGGAGUGCAUUCAAAAGUUGACAUCCUGCUGAACCCUAAAUUUUACAGGAUAACGUUGCAUGCUAAUCAGUAUUACAACUCCACCAAAGCAAUCCUUUUUAAUCGAACACGCAUUUCAGAAUUUCGGCCAGCAUUUCGUGAGAUCGGUCACGCACUGCAAGCAGUCCGUCUGCUCGUGCUACACACGACGUAACUCCCCUCCCAAUACACCAGGCUAAAACAAGGACCCCUCGGAAAUCACAUUAGUGAAAAUGCCAUGAAGGCCACGUUAAGAAGAAGCUUUGCAGCCCCACUCUCAGUCCACCAGCUACAUUGGGACAAGGCUAUUCCGUCAGUUGGCAGUCUUUCACACCACACCUCUUGUAACGUUACGAUAGGUCCAGGCACCUCAGAUUUCUUAUAAUUAGAAGUGCGCUGAGUUUCCGCAAGGAUGGAUUCUCCUGUGUCGGUCUCAUUCUUGCUUCCCUCUCCCAUAUCUCGGUCGGCCGUACGAGCAUAUCAAACAGUUGAUGAUGGGAAUUGGCGUAGUAGCCGCCAUGAUGUGAAGGUCUACACACCUAUGGCGUGACGCACAAAAGUGCGGAAGUUGUUAUGGGUUCGAGCGUGCCUUGAGCCACUCUGACCCCGUUUUUGUUUAGGACAUCUGCAGCGCAGCUCGUUGUGGGGACCAGCUUGCUUCCGACGCACAAACAUCUGCACAUAUUCGUUUUGCAUCUAUGCACGAGAACGCCCAUAGGGGCAUUUCAUUGUCUCCUCUGCUUUCAGCACGCGUUUCGUCUGUGGGGUGACUGUGACGUUGGGCACCACUUCCUCAAGUCUCGGUCUGUCAUGGAGGGUGAAAAUGUCGUUUGCAUGUUCGCUAUAAGAUGUGGUUUCUGUUAGGCUUUUUACCAGUCGUAGCUGGGGCCAUGACCAGGGGUUAUUUACAGGAACUGGGCUUAAUAUGCUUCUCGCUGCUAGACUGCCCAUCCGCCAGCAAAGUUGUCCAUUAGAGAGAACCUGCGUGUCCUUGGCCCAAGAAAGCGGUAACGGACAUGAAUGACUUGUUGCGAAACAGGUUUAGAUGAGUGCUCAUGCAUUAUGUCGGCAUGUUACUGAACGGGCUCUGCCUGCCCGUGCAAUGAUACACUUGUAGACUGUCAAAGAAACCGCAAGGGUCUUUUGCUGCAUAUGCGACGAACUGCAACGAAUCAGUUUGAUAUGUUUGCCCAACCGCCAUGUAAGCUUUCUCAGAAGAUAGUUCGUCGUUGGCGAGGUAAAUUUGAGCGGCGUGCCCGUUUUGGUGAAUGUCUGGCAGCUCGGAUAGCUUAGGAACAUGAGUCAGCGGCUCAAAAUAUAGGACCGUUUUACGUGAAUCAAUGGCAAUUCACGUCCUCUUUCACCUGUCACAGAUCACUCGAAAUAAUUGUGCGCAUUCCGACCAGAAAAACGAGCUUAAUUAACUAUCUUGUCAGGAGAGUCGGCAGAAGCUGUUCACUGGAUGACAUCAAGGAAAAGAAUAAGGAAAAUUUCGUGUGUGGAAAAGGGAAACGUUCACACAUAAGUGCACAUAUCCAGGAAGGAAAGGCAAAUUCUAAGCAGAUUGCUAAUGAGAUGAAGAAUUUCCACUGUACCGCCCAUCCAAGACGAUUCACCCGACGAGUUGAUAAAAACAAGACUCUGUCGGACCUUUUCACAUAACUUCCAUAUCGCAAAACGAAUUCUACAAUUAGGGCAAAAAAGCAGGUUGCCACCUCAGACUAUUUUUUCUCGUGCAGCUGCGAUGCAAGUCACACUCGCCGAACAGGACCAGGACGAUAAGCAGCUCUGUGUCCGCCCACCUAAUGCACACGGGGUGUUGACCCAGAGCGAAUGGAGCGUCUCUAGCGUGCCAAAAACUGUCAUAAGUCGUUACGGUUGUUCCUACUGGUCACUGCGAUGGUACAGGUAAUCUGCCAACACAGCCUGUUUCUGCAUGCGCGAGGGAAUUUCGGCCAGAUAUUCCAAUUGGCAUGUUAGCCUACUUUUCCCUGCACCCCUUCCCAUCCUGAGAGCCUUUCUAUCUGCCUGUGCCAAAGGAAUUACUCGUUCGCGUUUUGACAUUCCUACCAUAUGCGAACUAGCCAAUAAUUGCCCCGGCCGAACGCGAAUUCCUGGAAGUAAUAUUUUUUGCCUUAGAAGAGGGCUAAAGAUGCCGAAUGAAAAAGUUUAGGCCUAGCACGUCUCCCGGAACACUUAAACUAAUACGAACUUAACAGAUGUCCUCCGAGCUUGCCAAUUUCGCCGCUUCUUAUGUUUUACUUUGCUGCGUAAGAGGCACUUAUCAGCACGGAUAGGGCACGAUACAGAAAAUAGGUCACAUUAAUUGUUUCUACUUCUGGACUGCACACCCUCCCCACGACCGUAUCUACGUUGAAGGGAAAUGAAUGGUGUCAAAGUUACACUCGCUAUCUGUAAGAGAAAUUUCUUUCAUUGCGAUGGUAGGCAAGAUAAUAACUGCGAAAUUAGGCAUAAUGGAGACCCUGUUCACUAUCAGGGAUACCAUGCAGGGCAUAUUCGGUUCCUAUAAACUCCGCAAGGUUACGCAGUAGUCUUCGUGGUAGAUUGAAAGAGCGGAGACAGUGCCAAUAACUGUUUGUUAGCUAAGUGGCAUAUGCAUGGUUGUUUGCAUGCGCUGUGGUGUAGAUCGUUCCCCUUGCCGCACGAGGGCAGCUGCUAACAACAUGUUCCAUCUUCUAAUGGCAGGGUUGUAUCAGAAUGUCUGAAGAGGAGGCGUACUUCCGUGUCUGAGAAUGCGGCGCCUUGAAAGUGCACUCUAUUUUCCCUCCGCAGCCAAGGUGGAUCUCGCGUAGGCGUCUAAUCCAAAAGUUCGCGUUUGGUAGUACAACUGCAUUCUGACCAUCACUCUAAUAGUCAAAAGUCUCCCAUUUGUCCGCGACGGGACUUCUAGUGGGGGCGUUUUAUUUGAAAUUAACGCUGGUUGUGGAAGUGACGCCUUGCCGACCCGAUUGUGGGAACGAAUAGAUUUGCCCAGUUUCACCUUCGAAGUCAAAACCAGAGCUCUCGAUGACUGACCACGGGAAUAAACAAUCGCUCGUGCAGAAUGGACAAUGACCCAACCUCUGGAGGGUAAGAUGCCGAUUUCUGGCCUAUCUGCAGUCCACGGCCAAUCAUAUUUCAACCUCUAAGUUCGAACGCAGGAGACCAUGAUUAAACAAACGAUCAGCCUAUCGCAGCUUAAAAUGAGAACUUCCAGCAUACAGAUUGGAGGGGGAAUUUUUAUGUAGCAUGAAGCUGUUUGUCGGCCGCAGGGAUGCAUUGGCUUGGACAAAGGGUCCGGCAAAAGCAAAAGUAGUGUUGUCAACCCAAAAUACACCAGCCGCUGAUCUAAGCUUAUAAAGUCGGAGAGUAAAUUUAGAUUUGCUACUUUAUCAUGAAAUUUGACAAUUAACCUGUUUUUUCACACCCUGUCGCAGAGGAACAGUUGAUAAGGUUUACCCUAAAAUAAAUGCUGAAAUCGACUAAAGUACCUAAGCCAUUUUCUGGCCUACAAGUACCUGCAUACUGCUUUCAAACAAACCUAGAGGAAAAGCCCGUCUGAAAGCCGGCUGAAGUAUGUGAGUAAUGGAGUGGUAGAGAUAUAUCCUCCCCACAAGGCGGCCCCUGUAGUUGUUCUAGACCGAAACCCGGACAACUGAUUUUCCUCUGGCAUACGCUAGUCGGGCUGUGCCAAGUUCACGCGUGUCGUCACCCAACGUCGUUCAUGCGCGUACAUGCGUUGGGCAGAAGCUUCGCGCCAUGCCAGCACUGCACGCAAUCACAUUACCAGUCGGCCGAUAUAUCUGAAUGCGAUGACGGUGCACUAAAGGACUUGGAACUAUCAACACAUGUCAACAGUCGUGGUUGAAACAUUACCGGCUGAGUAGACAAUCGUAUCCUCCCUUAGAAAGAGGGUCAGACCGAUCUGUCAUACUUGGGCUUUAUGAUUCCUUGCACUCCGGAACGAUCGGGAUCCGCGUGUGGCAAGAAUAUGAUGGAGGCCUUAUUCGAGCAUUUUUAAGUCACAGAGCGGGUGCUGCAAGUUUAACUCGGAUCCAGCUUGUGCAUAGUUUUCUCGCGACAGGCGGCCAGAGGCUCGUUUAAACUAUAUGCAUACGUUAGCAAUCAUGGCUCGUAAGACUGCCAAUCGUAGUCAGGACUGAAAGUACUUCUAUAAUCACUCCUUCACAAUGUGAAUUUUUGCCACUCGCUCUCGCGGAAUCCGAGAUUUCCUUUACGUCCGGUACAAAGGGAUACAGUUUUCAGGAAUUCAUGUUGAAUGUAGACGAGCCAUUCGUACGCCCACACUCAUUGUCCGUCGCCUUGACUGCCCUGCCGGUAAAAUAAAUUAGGGCUUGUGAAGGAGAAUGCGACAAAUGCUUCGAAAGUUUUUUCCCUAUAAAAAAAUUCCCACACCACUCGUCCCUGCAUCCUCUCUGGGUGAAUUAUGGCUCUCGUCGCUUACGACGGAUGAACUACCCCGUAGUGGUGUACAUCAGUUUAUGCCUCUCCCCAGCAACUUCAAAUAUUGCUUACCAUACUGGUAGGGAGCAAGGCCGUGGCUAAUCAGUAUUGCAUUCAAGUAAAUGCUAACUGUCCUAGAAGACCGGGUACAAUGCUCCGGUCUUCCUGACCCCACUUUGAGGACUAAAUAAUCCAACAGAUCCUUUCCAGUUUCUGCUGUCUUUAUCGGCGGUAGUUAUAGAAAAAAGUGGAAAAGCCUCGCUUUGAGGAACUUGCACGUCGUGGAGGGUUUUUAGAUAGUGAGCAGUACUUUGGAGGACCACAUAUUGUUAACUCUGUUUAUUAUUUUUUGUAGCGGCCGGUUGCAUUAGGAAUGACGCUUGUUUCAUAGUGGACUUUAAUUCUGGUUUGAUUGGAAUCUCACUCCGGUAGAUGUCAAUCAAGCAAAGAGUACGCGACUACGAGGAUCUUGUUUGGGUCAAAGAGUUUUGCGAUCGGGAUUCCUCGUUUGGAGCUUUCUGGAGUUUCUUGGUAGCAAAUUCCUCGGAGUCCGGAGAGAGUGAGCAGUACUGGAAUGGAAUAUGUGCUCCAUUAAUCUACUUGCUUUUUCAUCUGACUCCGUUCGAAGAACUCCAGCCGGCAGUAUCACAUGACAUCUUCCUACCUUAAAAGUUUAAAUCAUUCAAAGUUGCCCAGAUAGAUGGUGAUAGUGGUAUAUUUCAUAGGACAGUUUUCGAAACACGGCUUGAAAGUAGGCCAUAAAGUUUGUAAGUCAGCUUUAAGUUGCAACAUAAAAGGACUUCCACAAGCCUAAAGGUUGAAACCGACAUAACACAUUUUAACGAACAAAUGAGUUGGCGUUCAUGAACUGCUCUUCAGGCAUAUUGGAUACUAGAAAUCUACUUUAGAUUACGAUAAACCAAGUUCUCCAUCGUUAAAGUAAUCAUCCAUUUGUACUGAAAUAUUCGCCUAUUGAAGCCGGCUCGACCAUCGAUGCCUAAUUAUGUGCAGUUGACUAGAAAUGGUUACACGCCGGAUAUGAUUUUGUAAAAUUCAAUCAAAUAAGAUGCUUACUGUUAGCAGAAAACGUGGAUCAGAACUCUGAUACCUAGCGCACAUCGCUGGCUUACGUUUGGCAUAGUUGCGAAGAAAUGUUCCCAAGCAUUUACUGUUUAGCUUCUUGUAGAGCCGCGACGUUAUGCGCUUGCUCGUAAUGUGUUUGUGUUUUCUUCCUUGACGAACGCGAGUAGUCUAAGCACUGUUCUCUUGCAUUCUACUAUUGCAGCUAAACAACUUCCAGAACGUUGUGGGUCGUCUGGUCGGACUACGGGCGGAGAACUUGACCUCACCAAGCCGUGACAUUAUUCAACGCCUGGAGAAGGUGCUACGAUUCGUCAGCUUCGAUGAGAAGGGGAGGCGACGUCCAUCACCCAGCAGUGUCCACUCUGUGCGUUAUGUGUCUCCGAAGGGGUUUGAGUCCGCGCGCAAGAGUCGCCUUACCUACGGUAAGCCUGAAAUAACUCCCAUCGUGUUUCUUUUUAUUAGCGAAUUUGGUCGGAUCUCUUUUCGUAGCCGUACCUGCAGUAGACAAGCACCAGCCUGACCCCUAACCUCUUACUCCUAACCCCAACCCCUAAACUUAAUCGCUACCCCCUAAUCCCAACCCCAGCCCCUAACCCAUAACGCCUAACCUUAACCCUAACCCCCAACCUUAACCCCUAACCCUGACCCCAAAUCACAAACCGAUAAGGCUACGAACUGAUAUCUUGCCGCGAAUUUAAGCAGAUCUUUAGGUUCAUCAUCCAGACCGAGAUAUCAGGUUUAUCUAUUCAGAUUGGCCCUACAUUUGUAAAAUCUUCUACUCAUACACAUCCGUUAGAUUUCCUUUCUUAAUUGCUUACUGCUUGCUUGUUGACCAAGUUCCCGCCGGGGAUCUUCAAAGUAGGCUCCCACUAACUCCGAAACUUUUCGGAUGUAGUUGUCUGAAAGACUAAAGUCGCCUAUUCUGUAGUUAAGAACUGAGACUGCUAAGUCGCUUAAAAUUGGUGCUCUCCCAUUCGCGUUGGCAGGCGUAAUGUACAAAAUAUUUUUUUGAGUUUAAAAACUACUGCUGUGUUGAUCAAUUAACGUUUGUACCGCCCUAACUGUAUGUAAAUAGUACGCGGCUAUUCCGCUAAAGCAGAUGGAUUUCAGUCCAAAUAGUCAUAUCAACUUCCGCACAACGCCUGAAAAGAUUUUUUCCCGAAGGAUAUACUGUGCACUAUGGCUAAGGGAGCUGCCUGGUAAUUUUUACCUACGCGUUUGUUGAGGCGUCUGGGCUACUUCUAACUAAGCAUUUUAGGGUAAGGUGAUACCAUACUAACAGCACAGGUACUAGCCAAAAGCCCAUGCACGCGUGUUUCGCCGAUAUUAUGCCUCUGCAUGGCGCAGCUGCAAGGAGUUCGGCACGUCAGUGGGUCUCCCAGCAUCCCCCUGUGUUUUCUGGUAGAUACUCCAAUUUAGAAAUUGUCGCUUUUGAAUUUCCUCAGAAAUUGUCUACGCACUUGGAGUAGAUCAGUUUAUUCAAGGUCUGUAGGCUCCGACCGAGAAUUUUGUGUAUGAAUAUUUGGGCCGAAGUUCAUCAACCACAAAGGGUAACCUCCUAAUAUUAAUUAACCGCUGACAGGCAGCUAGUAGUAUACUUUAGGGUAAGAUGAUACCAUACUAACAGCACCGGUACUAGCCAAUUUCUAAACUGGAGUAUCUACCAGAAAACGCACGGCAGUUACGCGGUUACCUGUUGUGGUUGAUGGAAUGCGGCCCAAAUAUUCAUGCGUAAAAUUCUCGGUCUGAGCCUACACACUUUGAAUAAACUGACCUACGCCAUACUCGCAGUUAAUUACUGAGGAAAUCAAAAAGCAAUAUUUUCUAAAUUGGGAUAUCUAUUUGAAAGCAGACGGGGAAUGCUGGGGGACCCACUGGCGAGCCGGACCCCUCGCAGCUGUGUCAUGCAGUGACAGAAUAUCGGCGAAACAUGGGUGUCUGGGCUUUUGGUUAGUACCUGUGCUGUUAGUAUGGCAUCACCUGACCCUUAAGUAUACCACUAGCUGCUUUUCGGCAGUUAAUGAAUAUUACGCGAUUACCCUCUGUGGCUGAUGGACUUCGACCCAAAUAUUCAUACGUCAAAUUUCGGGCUGCGUCUAUAGAUCUUAGUAUAAACUGAUCUACUCCAAGUUCGCGAUUAAUUUCUGAGCGAUAAUAUGAAAGUGUUUUAGACAAAAAUUGCGUACGGUAUCAACUUAUGCUGGAGUAUACUACUGGCUGUCUAUCGGCAGUUAAUGAAUAUUACGCGGUUACCAGCUGUUGCUGAUGGACGUCGUUCCAAAUAUUCAUACAUAAAAUUCUCGGUCUGAGCCCAUAGACUUUGAAAAAACUAACCAAUUCCAAGUUCGUAGAUAAUUUCUGAGGAAAUUAAAAGGCUACAAUAACCAAACAUUCAAUGCUUGUAAUGACGUUUGGUCAGAUUUCAUUGUGUCGCACCUGACAGAGCAGGUUUAUCAGACUUACUGAGUGAGUUAACACGUUUUGAAUAGAACGCUUAUUGAUAAACUUUCGUCAGGCCCGUGUGAGCAUGUAUUUCACUGGUAGUAUGCAAGAAGGUAUGACCAGUAAUCUGGCUAUAGGCAGUUUGGGAGAUAAUCCACAGGGUACGUACAUGUGUAUAUGUGAGAUAGCGUGUCCGAAAACAUGUCAGUAGGAUGGUUCUCUGCUCUCUCCUUAUCAGCCAGUCCAAAGGCAACGGAUUAGUCACACCAUUUUGAAAUAUUUCACUAUGCCACAACUGACUAGCAUUAGCUGAAAACCCACGAUGAACUGACUCAAUACUAUGUCGAUUAGAAUAAAUAUUUGUCGCAUAAAAACAGCAGUUUUGAAAGCCUGGUUGUCAGUCCUUUUAUUUGCAGAGUUGGUAGGAGUAUUGUUGUGGAGGAUUGAAUUGGAUGACCUCGCUUCCAUUUGUUCUGAAAAUGUCGCUAUCAUAACUGAUUACAUCGGCAUCGUUUCAUGCGUCAACCAGAGCUCAGGUGACCGUGUACUCCUGUAGUCUGUCAGCAGCAGAACUCCGAAGGAAUUUUAGUUAAUUAGUAAGCCACUUCUGAGGAUCAAACGUCGCAGGACAAGGAUGCAUCCGAAGUCAGCUAACACCUAAUCCAGCUAGAUCCUCUUCAGAGCAAAAUGCCCCGUUCAGUCGUGCGUCGUUUCCUACCUGAACGUUAUCACUGGUUGUCUGUGGUCUUCGAGACAGUCGGAUUAAAAACUGACCAAUCUUCGAAAUCUGGGAGAAUCUCUUCUUGUCCUUGGGACCCGUUCUAUGUUUAGGGAGGUUUUCUUCAGACGUCGUUGUGGCUCAAUAGUGUAGGGCGCGUGAUUGUGUGAUGUAGUUUUCUGUAGUUCCAACUGUAAAAACUGGUAGUGGUUUAAACCCUCUUGGAAGACGGAUCACUUUUUUGUUGUCUGAUCCUUGCACUAAUACAUGCCAAGGCCCAGAAUCCCCUAGGGGUUAGCUUGAGAGGAGUACUUCCUUUAUUGUGUGUUGCCUUUUACUUAUGAGGACAUAGAGACAGUUCUAGUCUGCAUCGUUGCGACGAAAAGGCUGGAGCCAGAGAGCUGGAAGCCUUUGGCUAUGGCAAGACCCAUAAGCAGACUCACAUUACACCUCUUCUCAGAACCUGUCAUUUUGAAAUCAUGUAUGUAGUCUUUGUCGUAGUACGGUCAGAACCCCUCUCCUAACCAGUGCAGAAACCAGGCGUCACCAGAAAUUCCGGUUUUGAGCUACUUCGGGGUGUACAGACGGGCGUACGGUCCAGUUUAUUUUGAAACAGAUGUCAUCGGAGUACCUGACAACUAGGUGUCUCUCCGGCCAUCGGGAUUGGAAGCAUGCAUCAAAAAAAGCGGCUCGAGAACGUAUUAGAGAGCGGUUGAUAAGCAGUCGCAAACGUUGCUUUGAAACUAAACCUGGGUCCUCGAAUGCGCGUCUGUUGCGUCAAUGGGGGUUUCGUAGUGGCUAUCCAUCAAAGUUAUUUGUCGAUGUCAUUCUCCGGAGCCGCUGCGCUUCGAUUAUUCUGAUUAAGAAGUUUGCGUUUUACAAAUGGCGAAUACUGACGUACUGCUACUGGCCGCACAUUGAAGUUCAGUAAGUCCUCACCUGGCAAAAUAACAACCGCAGAAGAAGACAGGGAGAGAGAAGGCAGAAGACAAAAAAUUUAAAUGGUGUCUGCGUCAACGGUUGGUAUUCAUUUUGGGCGCUUUGUUAACUGGAGCUCGCUUUCUUUGAAAACCGCCCUCCCCUCUCAAAAUAUCACAUUCUUUUCCUCUCAAGUUAGAAUUAUGUUCUCCAUUCCCUCUCUGGACACGAAAUUUCUCAGACCGUACCAUUGGUUUAGGACGUGAGGAACUUCAAGCGUCAGCUGUGUGAAACUUACUGUUUGAGAUCCGGACUGCUGGAAAAGAAUUCAGACGGGAAAUGAUUUAAAGUGAUUUAUUUAUUAAGCAAAUUAGACAGACCGGAGGAGAGCGGGCUGCCACAAUUUCACUCACAGCAAUUCCUACCUCCAGUUGGAAAACAACACCCAGGGAGGUCACAUCUUGCUGUGGGUAUUAUUAGAACUUGAAAGUGCAUGCGGACACCGAUAGACCACCCUCUGCGUCCUCUUGGCUCCAGUGAAAAUUACGCUCACAUAUCAUUUAAAUUUCUCUUCUUCGAGGCAAAUGAACCGACGAGACGUUCAGAAGUUCUUUUACCGUGUUAGGUGGGCAUCGCAUUUGUGCCGGAACAUUGGAGAUUACUGUGGCCGGUGGGCGGAAUGGCGCCUAAGCAAAGGUUUCCAGUUCUCCAGCUGUUAAAAUGCAGUACUAGGUGCUCCCAUUGCCCAUCGUGCCUUGCUGCCAAGGCCAUGAAUAACACCGACAGCGCACAGACCGUCCAGCGACUAGUCAGAACCACAUUUUUCGCAAACUGACCGCCCCCUUCCCUUCCUCUCCACCAAUCACCAACAGCCCCGGACCCAUUGGCAGGCUCCGCUCAGUCACCGGAACGCACAUACUCGCUUGCGUUUUCGCCUUACUUUCCACCUCUUCCGCUGCAGUUACGGUGUGUGUGUGUGUGUUUACCGAAUAGAACCCAAUUUGCAACAAAUGUACAUGGAACGUGAAAUAGUUUUACAACUGACGCUAGCCAAUGUGUACACACUCAGAUCUUUUGCUUUCCUAUUUUCUCAAGCCUAGGAACCAGACACUCUUGUAAGCGCGGUAGCCGUGACCGUCUUCCGAAAGGGCAAAAAACGCCAGGGGGAGUUUGGAGAGAGGGCUCGACGGGUUAUAACCCACUAAUGCCAGACGGUCAUCCAAUCAAAGGUUAGGCGCCUCUAGUCGGCUGACCUGAAUUCCGCUGAAUUUCGGGUAGGAUUAUUUGGCCAGCCGCACCCCCGAUGGGCAGGUGGGGAGGGGGGGUAAAGCACCUGCAGCAUCUUCUUUGCAUCGAAUUUUAUGGCUGGCUGCUGCGCUUGAAGACUGAGAAGGAAUUAUGUCGAUACAGUAAAAACGAUUUUCAUAUGAGCGGCUAAUAAAAACGAAAAAAGAGGAAAGGAGAAAACAGAAGCAGUAACAGAGAUCAUGAUCAUGGUGAUGAUUGUGGUUAAUGAUGCAAACAAGGUCAAAAGGUCUGAAAGCGUGUCCUAUGCCAGUAUCAGCAAACUAUAGCCUUUCAGCGUGGUAUGUGCUGGCAAUUCCCUGACGACUGGUUCACCGCCGGUAGAUGCGCCUGCGCUCCAGCUGGGUAUACAGGUGGUGGGCAUGGCUGCCCAGUCAUCCUCCUUCUUCUGACCUCUGUUGGGGUCUUGGUGGCGAAAAAUUCUAAUCAAGUGUGUGUUGUGGACUAGGGGGUGUGGUGGCACGUCUAGGUGCGGGUCCGGCCCUGCCAGCCACCUGCGCCCUCCCCCGCCUCCGGUCUUCUUGACUUUGUCUUGACACCGGGUCCAGGUGAGGGGUGGGGAGGAGAGAGAGUGUGGUAGAUGCUGCAGAAGUCUACUAUUAAUACAAACUAACUCACGCGCAAGUCACUGUGCCUGCUGCACCUAGCCGUGUAGCACACGGUGGGCAUCGUCGGAAUCGAUGGUCGAACUGUCGAAUGAUGAGAAGAAAACGUAAGACCAGAGAGAUCAGCAGGGAGCAAGGACCUAUGAAUGGUUGAUCUGAAGGAGAACUCAGGAAAGUUAUAACGGGCUGUUAAAUCAGAUUCAUCACAUGACAUCGAACCCGCCUACAGAUCCCUGAUAGUCAGAGAGAGAGAUUCAUGCGCGGAUAACGUUCACUGGUCUUGCCUCAUUGUCGGACCCGAUGCAGUUUUUGCGUUCUGCCUCAAAGGUGUGGCCUAAUUACCUCGCAGACGACCACACAAUCACUUCCAGUCAAAGAAAGAAAAGGAGCCUGAAAUAUCAGUCUCAAGCUUGCUGCCCGUUGUUAGUCAGCUACAGCUGUCCGUAUGCACGGUCAUACAGUGAUCAGAAGUCAAUCAACAAAAAACAUUUCCAAUUUGAGAUUGCGGUAUAGUUGGUGGACGAAGGAAAAUAAAGUCAUACUAAUAGUUUCAGCCUUUCCCGUCUUUGUUGUGAAUAUGUGUAGAUGACCUGUGGUUGACCUUCCCCGAUUCAGGGACAAAUAGACAAAAAGUUGUUUCCGGCUUGACAGUUGUGCCUCAAACGACUUAAAUUCAGCCAAAUGCUGACUUGGGAAAUAUACUGAGGAACGUAACAUGACAAUAUGAAGCUGUCAUACUUAUUGGACAAUACAUGACGAUGCAAUACGACAAAAUCCAAGGGGGUAUUUACUUGUUUCUGAGUGGCAGUUGUCGUCGUUUCUUCGCAACGAUUUGGCACAGUUUGUUCUCAAUUACGUAGAAGUUUUUCCUAGGAAGGAAGCGUUCGUUAGCUGGGAUCUACCACUUUCUUCCAUUAAAAACAGCGACGCGAGUCUGAAAGUGGGCACCUCCGUAUUUUGAAACUUACAACCUUCUGACUAGGAGACAGAUAACUAUUCCGUGAUUGUGUCUGUAUAUUAAAUUUUUUUGGCCUAGACUCCUUUCAGAUGCACCAUUUAGGCACGUAUUUCGUCAAAAAGUAACGCAUGGGCCCUAUCAGGACCCACUCCCGAUACCGGAACAGUCUUAAGUGCCUAAGAGGUAAGUCAGUAGUUGUGCCCAGCACCAUAGAUUUAGAGGUGUAGUAAUGUGAAUUACGAGUAGCAGAAAAAAAUAAUUUUGAAAGUUCAUUGAGGGCGUAAAUAAGAAUUAAAAACAAUUCAAAGUUUUGCUAUUUUGCGCGGUAGUUGAACAAAACAUAGGCAGAUUAGACGUGAGAUAUCAUCUAAUAAAGCAGAAUGGCAGCAAGACAGCAAGGAUGUCGAAAACUGAAUAAACAUUGUACGACACAAUCGUUAACGACAGUAUUGCUGGGAAGAUUUCACAAAUGGAAAUGAAAGGCGUUGGUAGACGAGGUCUACUAAAAUGAUUGGAAACUGGUGGCACAUUUAAGUAAUGUUCGCACAUGUAAGGUUAAUUGAGGAUGAAUAUUAAUUUUUGGGUUAAAAAAUGUCGUGUUACGGAACUCCAUUGCCAUCUGCGAAGUAGCCAUCUCGUAUGUUGGUGCUUUUGACUAAAGUAAGUAAACGACUACCCUACGUCUCUGUAAACAGCGCCCACACCAAACGACCUGUCUAUAAAGUUGACGUAUCCUGUCAUAUAAAGGGUCAGAAGAGCACACCUCUUCGAUUAUGUCUAUAUGUAUGGUGGAAGAGAGGUCAUCGAUCAGGUUAAGGGCCCCGGGGUUCAAUCCAGAACUCUUUAAGACAUAAGCAGGACGAUUAGUGAUAUAUUCAGGUAGGGUCUUACCGACAAAUACAAAAAAGGACUGGAGUGGACACUUCUAGUUUGUUAGCUGUCCUCAGUCAGUCAUUCCCAACCCCAGGUUUUCGGGGUCCGGGGUUCAAACCUGGUUCUUUGGUCAGUGAGCACUAUUUAGUGUAAUAACAGUCUACACUCAACAUACUCAGUAUAAACCGACAGGACAACGGACCGGCGACCCAAUGUUAGGGGCGGGUUCGAUCCUCAGACCCUGCAAAACGGUAGUCGUUUUCGGCUGGCUGAUGACAACUAACAAACCAGAAAUAGCCACCCCUCUCUCUUGGAUCUGUUAUUAACUCCUUAUCUGUAUAUAUUUAUGUGUAUCUAUUCAAGAGGGAGUGGUCAUACAACGAUCUAUUCGCCAAUGUCCAAGACCUACGCUUAGUGACCUUAACAUGCGUUCUGUAUCCCCCGAAUAGUUCCUCGUGUAGGGCAAAGCAUAGAAGAUUUCAGUCCUUUACCUUCGCGCGUUCCGCAUGAGCCCUGUACACGGGCCGAACGUUAUUAUUCACCGCUUGCUCCUGCAGCCCAGCGGUCGUCUACCGUCUGAGGACACGUCAGAAGUCAUAUACUGUGUCAGGUGUCUAGACUGUCUGGUCGUCUACUGCGGCAUGACCGUCGAAACACCAAAAACACGUGUAGACAAGCAGGAUCUAGCACUUAAGCGAAAAAAUCUGGGAUCACAUAUUGUCUUGCAUAUUCUCGAAAAUUAUCACCAGUUCACUUCUAAUAGUGUACAUAUACUCGGUCGGGCUGAAAGCGAAAUAGGGAGCGAUGCUCCGAGCCUGACGAUCUAACGCCAAAUGCAUACGAAGCCGACAGAUACCAUCGAUUCCGGUCCACCGGAGCUGUUACUUCAUAAACCUGAUAAUGGAGGCGGGGUAAUUUCCGGAAAGUGUGUGCAAAUACAGCGCUGCGUAUGCAAAUCCGACUCUUCUUUAUAUUUUUGCGGAUGAAGGAGGCGAUAAUUUAUUUACAUCUCGAAUUUUCGUUGAAAUAACAAUACUUUCUGAGCUUUUCCGUCUCCUGCGGGAGAGAGGAGGCCUGAUCGCCCAAUAUGAUUUGUAGUUGAAACACGCGCCAAAGAAUCUUCCAGUGGUUUUGUUUUCAGAUGGAUAGUUGGAAUAAUUACAAUUAUUCUAAUCUGACGCCAUUACUUCGAUUCAAAGUUAAGUUUCCGCCUUGGAGGAGAGAAACAAAAACAAAGUACUCUGAAAUAUUUUCCCUAAAUACUACAAUUUUGAUCCUAUCCGGAAUCUGCAAUUUAAAGGCACGUUAAGUACUCGAACAUGACCAAGCGUAGUUACGAAUAAUUCUCCUUUUAGAACUGCCAACUGCAAGUGACACCGAAACGGUCAUUCGAGCAAAGAGGAUACAUUCUACUGAACUGCGACAAUCCCGGAGCAACAAUCACCUUGGGUCAACACGGCUAGACAACUCACCAGAGGCGAAACAAUCAGCACACUCCGCAGAGAGUCCUUGUGUUCCAUCGCCAAGAGAUAGACGAAAGUAUUAG